Molecule: messenger RNA, 57120 nt
Organism: Cinara cedri
Lineage: Eukaryota; Metazoa; Arthropoda; Insecta; Hemiptera; Aphididae
Source: the annotation of a GenBank genome assembly
AUGGAGAAAACAAAAUGGACGGAAAUGAAGUCAAACAAAGGAAAUGAUAGAAUUAGUAAAAGAGAAAAUAAACUUGUUAAGCAAUUUAAGGUCAAAACAAUGGUAUAUGAUAGGUCAUACUUUAAGGUAAAAUGAGGAAUUCCAGAGCAUUAUCCAGAAAGGUAUGAUAGAAAAGAAUUGAUGGAGAGGAAGGCCAAGAACGAAUAAUACAAGUUAAAUAAUUAAAGAUGGAAGUGUUGGUUCAUACAAACAACUCAAGGACAAGGCAUACGCAAAAUACUCUUGUAGAGAUAAUUUAUUGUGCACCAAUCUACAGAUUAAAUGCUCAAAAAAAAAAAAAAAAUUUAAAUAAAAAAGAUAUUUUAAAUCCAUAAUCAACAAACUUGGUAAAUAACGUAAUUUACUAAUGAAAUAUGUACAUUUGAGUUAAAAACACAUUUUUUCACAACGUUAACCUAUUUUAAUAUUUUUAAUUUUAAUAAUUUUGUAAAUUACAUUAUUGGCCGGGAAAUGAUAUCGUUUACCAAUUUACGUCUUUUACCGUAACAUAUAUAUUAUCUAAGGAUUUGACUUAAAUAUUUUUAAGUCAUAGAUGCAAAUAGUAUGAAGGUCUAUGGAUGAUAGUGCAUAGAUUUCUAUUUUAUUGAUAAUAUUAUUAAUUUUGUACUUAGCAAUUGAUGGUAACAUAUUUUAUGUUAUAAAGUAAAAAUAUUUUAUUUAUCUAUAAACCGAGGUUUCAAAUUGAAAAUAGGCACUGCGUUUAAAUUAAUUGUAUAAUUUAUAAUAUUGCAUAAAUAAAAAACAAAUUUAAAUAAAUAUUACAUAACAUUAUUUUGUAAACAAAAUUGUUGGUAUAACCCCAAUUAUAAAAACGACUGACACCACUGUUUAUUGGCGUCGUCCCCAUUCUAUCGAUUAUUAUUAUUUUCAUUUAUAUUUGUUAUCACGUUCGAUUUGUCUUGAUGAUUUUUCAGGCGUUAAUCAAUAUUUUAGAUUCUGAGUGGAGCGAAGAAGCUUAUAAUUUUACAGAGAUGUUUUUUUUUUUAUUUAUGCGCUACUUUUCUACCAGAAGACUUCCUCGGAUUUCUAUGUGUAGCACCUUUUCUGGCCAUUUUUUGAUUUUUCCAAGAGUUUUCCCAAAAAAUGUGAAAAACAGCGAAAAAACAUGGGAAAAUCGGGAAAAAUGUAGUAAAAUUGGAAAAAUCAGUACAACAUUAAACAAAUUUUAUCAAAGAAAAUACAUAAAAUUUAUUUAAUUAUUUUACUAUAAAAUGAUAUAUAUAUAUAUAUAUAAUGUUGACAAAGCAUCACUAUCAACUGAACUCCGCUUAGAAUCAUUUUUUUAUAAGUAAUGGUUUAUCGUUGGUUUCAGAUAUACAUUAAAUUUCCGUCUGUAUCCUACCUUUCUAACAUCUCACCUACAUCAGUGGCUGUACCCGUCCCCGUUAUCUUACCAUUCUUUUUUCUAACUGUAUUUAUUGAAAUUUUAAUUGUCAUUACUUAUUAACAUAUAGCAUCAGAAAAUCGACCGUUUAGAAUUAUAACUUACUAUAAUAUUACCAUUUAACUGUACUUGAAUCAUUAAAAUAGUUGUAAACUAUUAUAGUUCAAAUGUGUUCAUUGCCAUUUGUAAAAUGGCUUUUACCUAUGAUACCUUAUCCACUCUUUUCAGUAACUCUUGUCAAAGAACUAAUAUUGAUAUUCAUUUUUAAGCUUCAAUUUGAACACGGUAAAUGUAUUUAUGUACUAUUUUGUCGUUUACAUUACUAUUUAUUGGGGGUUUCGUUACUAAAACAAUCUCGUCAUACCAUCAUCCAAAUUUUCCAGUCCACUUUUGUUAUUUUUCAUAUUAUCUUUCAUCAAGCCUGGUUCUUACGAUAAUUACGUUAGUAAAAACUAUAAACUCACGGUUAGUGACAAAUUUAACUGCUGGUUAGAGCUGAACCGACAUUUUAAGAAGCUUACCUUUCUUCAGUCAUAUAUUCUGAUGUAGAUGCAGUUGUAUUUAAAGACGCCAAGUUAUCUAAAACAAAAUAAAAUAAAUUUCAUUUAAUUUUUCAAUUUUUAACAAAUAUUUGUGCUUUUCUGUAGUUGUAAAAUUAAUACAAUACAAUACAAUUAAUAUAAUGCAAAGGUAUUUUAUUAUUCAUAAGAUUAUUUUAUACAAAUAAAAUUCUACAGAGCAGUUCAAGAGAUCCAAAGUAAAACUGAUUUUAUACUGUUAGUUUUAAUAUUAGAGUGAAUUUAUCGAUUAUCAAACUUAAAGUUUAUAAUAAUCUCUGUGAUUGAGUAUUGGUGUUUUCUCGAUAUUUCAAUUUUUAAGUGAGAUAAAAUCGUUUUUAAAUUUUUAUACUUCACAUGCUUGUAUCUUACCGAAAAAUUAAAAUAUCCAGAUGAAACCCACAUACAAACAGAAAUUAGAGAAAAUUGUCUUUCAGGAAAGAUGCUCUAGUCUAUACUUUGGAGCAAGUUUUCCGGUAGUAAAGUUGUCGCGCUCAGCACUCCACCAAGUUGAUCACAGGACGCCUUCUCGACUGACGGUAGGCCACUAAAUAGACUGCACAGUCUUUAAAUAAUAUAAGGAUCAUAAGUUACAAUAAAAAAAAAGUCUUUUAUUUACUGAGUUGCCAGACAUCUGAUAUCAACAUUAUUACAAUAGUUAGUAGAUUAUGUAAUAAACAAAAAUAAAAAUAGCAUAUAAGUGAAUUUUCAGCAAACAGACGGACAUUUUUUCGUUAAUUACCGCGGCAAGAGGAAAAAGAAACAACAACGACACCAUAACAGGAACGCCCGAUAUGGAACGAAAAAGCUUCUAGGAAAAAAAUGGAAUGAAUAGUGUAGCAGUGGCAGCAGUCAACAGCUGACCGUAUUGAUACUAACUCGGAAAAAACAAAUCACUUUUCGCUGGUGAAACAAAAAUUUUUCACAGAUACAACAACAUAAAAUAAUAAUACAUAGUAAAAUAAAAAAUUGUAUUUUGACAUUAACCGCGGGAGGAAUCUAACCAAAUGUUACAUAAAAGUGCUGAAAUCGACCAUGCCAAAAAUGACGAUGAUCGUAUUUUGUGGUAUUAUGUAUAUAUAUGUUGCAUCGGCUUAGUGUAAUCAUAUUUUUCUUGAAAUGGAUAUCCAUUUCUUGAAAUAGAAACUCUUAUUUUACACUCUGUGUAAUAUUUCAAAUUAAUUACAUCAAUUAUUGGUAACUUUUCGUGAAAUCGAAAUAAUAACAUUGACAUGGUUACACAAAUCGUAUAUUUAAAUUAUAGAAAUUAAGAUAUUAAGUAGGUACUGUAGAACUGUAGUAACUGCACUACUAUGAUAAUAUUAUUAUUGUGUUAUCGAUGAUAAUUAACCGCAUCAAUUGUAUGAGUGCAAUUCGGCAUUUUGGAAAAGUUCUAUAUCACAUUGUUUUAAUUUUUAUAUGAUGGCAGUAUGUCUUCUGACUUAAUGCGAAUGAUCGCCGUUUAUCACGAAAUAAUUAUUUUAGACAAAAUGGAAUUUAAUUCAUUUUCUGAAUAUUAUGAAAAAUUAAAUACUUACUACGUAGACAAACCUGGGAAAAAAAUCACCUAUCAAAAAUGAAGUUCAAUUGAUGGUUGAAGAUAUUUCAAUAGCCAAAUUAAAAAGACGUCCUAGGAUAAUGGUUAAUUACAAAAAAUCAAAAUUAAAAAGAACAAAACAAUUAAUGCCGUAUUUACGUAUUUUUGUUUAGAGCAAGAUAUAUAGAAGAAAAGUUGUUUACAGAGGAAAACAAAUACAUCAUAGUAAAACUAAUAGUUACAUUUUUGCUACACUCAGAAUCUAAAAACGUCUUGAUCUAAAAUCUAAACUAUACAAGUAUAAAAUAUGAUGAACUGUAGGCCAUCAAAAAAAGAACAAUUUGAACGUCAUUUAAAGAUGUAAUAAUAUGUUAAAUUGUAAUUAUUGAUUUAUAUAGAUGAUAGAUGUGACAAAGUACCAACCUAUAAAUAUUGUCUUUAAUUGAACUAUGACUUAUUAUGUGUUCAAUUUCUUUAAAACAAUUUUUCACUUAAAUCACAUAUAUGCGGGUUCGUCCAUUUCGUCCUUCUCAAUUUAAAAUGUCCUUAAACUACAAUGACAUAUUUAUUUAUUAUUUGAUGUGCAGUUCAGUUGUUUGACAGUUGAUUAACCUAACCUAAUCAAAAAAAAAAAAAACAAAUAUUUAUUCGUUAUACAAUUUACUAUUUUCUUUUAAACCUAUGUAGAUAAGUUUAUUUUUAUUUUAGAUUUGAAGCGUAGUGAGUAAUUGUAAUCGUAAUUGGUUUUAUUGUGUUUUUUUUCGUGAGGUUAUUUUUUGAUUUUCUGAGAGGUUUUCAACAUUAUUGGAAACAAUUCGAAAAAAAUUAUGCGUAAAACAGAAAAUAUUUAUAGCACACCACGGCCGUUUCCGUUUCAGUGUUUUUAAAUUUUGCAAUUUAUGUUUUCUACCAGAAAUAUUGCUCCAAUUGAAAAAUGACAAGCGAUUGAUUUUAUUCUUUAUAAUAUAUAGCCACUGACAUAGAAAGUCGUUUUUUGAUACCUUGAUAUCCAAAGUCUUUUUAUAAUAAUUGGAGAAAACCAAAAAAGACGAAAAUACGAUUGCCUUCAAAUUACGGUACAGCAAUUUCAUUAUUUUAAAUGUUUACGGCUUAUGUUUUAUACUAUAAAUAUUGCUUCAAUAUAAAAACGACAACAGCUCUUUUUUUAUUGUAUUUUCAAUAGAGUUCGUGAGUAGGUUAUUCGUUUUUUGAUUUUCUCUGUAUUUUUAUUAAUGAUUUCGAAAAGUCAGAAAAAAAACUAAAAUGUAAAUUGACAACGAGUAACGACGUUACGAUUUCAUUAUUUUAAAUUUGUAAGGCUUCUGUUUUAUUCCAUAAAUAUUGCUCAAAUUAAAAAAAAAAUCAAGGGAUCUUUUUUAUUUAAUUUUAAAUCUAAUUGGUGAACAACAUGUAUGUUUUUUGAUUUUCUUUGUAGUUUUUUUAAUAAUUGAUCAAAACCGAAAAAAAAUACAGAAAGUACGGGAAAAUGUAUACAAAUAAUUAUUUAUUUUAUUUUAAAUUUUGUAUUUGUAAUGCAAUUCAGUUAAAAAUAUUUAUAGAGACUUUAAAUUUGGACAGUAUAUCAUAUUUACUUUUUCUAAAAAUGGUCAAAUUUGCAAAAUGUUUGAGCUAUUUUUCAGCUAUUUUUAGACAUUUUAAUUUUGCUAGUUUUUUUGCGUAAUUCUUAUUCGGUAGACACUUUGUGGAUAUUUAGAAUAUCCAUUGAUUUUCAGGGUAGUCGUUGGGGAUGGGUAGUAUUUUUUAAAUUUGUAAUAAAAUAAAUAACAUUGUUCAAUAAAUUUUUAAGAAAAUGUACUGUUGUCAUGCACAGUUGUAGUUGUUGUUAUCUUAUAAUAAUGUAAUACAAAUUUUAUGGCGAAUUUUACACACAUUACAAUUUUACAAUACAUUGUGAAUCUAUUAUUAAAAUGUAAUUUACCAUUUAGGCAAUUCUCAAAAUUUUAAAUUAAGAUUGUAUUUAAUUACUACACACGAUAAAUGACGUGGUUUUUUUUUUUUUUUGUUUACAAAUUAAUAAUUUAAUAAUAUUGAUGUACACUGUGUAACAAGUAGUCGUGUUCAAUGUUCUAAAUGCAUUAAGUUUUUGGUUUUAUUAUUGACAGUGUGUCAGAAAAUUGUAUAAAACGAAAUAAAUAUUACACGAGUACACACUAACUAUAAAAUAGACAGAUAAAUGGAUACACAAAUAGACAUAUUUUAAAUAAGAUUUAUUGUUAUUAGCUAUAUAUACCUAUAUAGAUUUAUGAUUCAACUACCCACGGAAGCGUUCAAAAUUAUUUAUGGAAAUAAAAUUUUAAUUUCGUACGCGCCCUGCAUCCAUCUGUAUCAUUUAUCAUUUAGCUAUAUAUUAUUGUAUUUAAAAACGUACACGCUUGAAAACGCAAAACAAAAAUGUCUAUUUGAAUUAAAGUGGUAAUAUCAUUAUAUCGACACACAUUGCGUCAUUCCCAAAUGUUAAAUUUUUUAUAUAGAAAAACAGAUUUUUAACUUAAUGAUUGAUAUUAUAAUAUUAUAGUGAUUUAUAAUUUUAUCAACUAGACAUAGAUUAUGUUUAGUGGGAUGGAAGAAUUUAGAACACAUUCGGUCAGCUGAGCAGACACAUAAAUAAAUUGAAGUAAAUUAUGAUUUUAGAUUCUGAGCAUAGCAAGGAAUGUAUUAGUUUUGAACUACGAUUUGAGUUUUUUAAACAAUUGUUUUUUCGGUUUGUAAACAAUUGUAUACAAUUUAUAAUUUUGAACUGGGACAUUAAAUAUAUACUUUAUAACAUAAUAUUACGAUGUUCAUUUCAAUGUAGUUAGGUACUUACUAUAUACUUACUAUACCGGGUGAUCCAUUUAAGUGGGUACACUCAGUAUCUUGGAAAGUAUUAACAUUUUCCGGAAUUUGUUUUCUAGAACAUUUAAGAAACAACCCUUACUUUUAGGGGUAAAACCUUUAACUACUUUUGAUUUUCAAAUGGCAACCUAUAUUAAAAAGUCCUUAAAUUAGUUAAAAUAAAUUUCAGCGUUGAAAUUUUUGAUUUCUGUCAAGUUGUUGACGAAAUAUUCCACUUUUAAUUUUAGAUUAGAAGGUUACAAAAAAUAACAUAAAUGUAAAAUUUUAGAGUAGCUUGUUUCUUAAAUGUUCUAAAAAACAAAUUCCGGAAAAAGUUAAUACUUUUUGAGAUAUUGAGUGUACCCAUUUAAAUGAAUCACCUGGUAAUAUAGUACGUACAAGCACGUAACUAGGAUUUUUUUUUUGGGAGGGGUUCCAAACACAAUGUUAUCACAAAUUAUCAAUAAUUAUACCAACAAAUUGAUAUUUUGGGGAGAAAUUAGACAUUUUUUGAGAGGGGGGGGUGCAGACCCCAUGGACCCUCUCCCUUUGGCUACGUGCCUGAUUACGCAGAUUGUAUAACAUUAAACGCAUAAAACUGCGGUGUAUUUUUACAUUUCACGAUAGACUGAUAUUGUAGUAUACUAUUGCUGUGCAAUGUCUGGCAGCGUGUUGACAAUAUUCGAGGCGGUGUCCAAACAAAACAAAACGAAUUGUCCUUAAGAGGACGCCACACCCGCAUUUAGUCUCAGUCCAACUACCGGGCAACAUGCAAAAUAUAAUGAUCACGCAGAUUAUGUAAAACUAGUUUAAUUUUGAUUUUAAAGUAAAAGUACCUAUUAUGAAAUUUAUAGUGAACAAUAUUAUGGAUGGAAUAUCAUAGGUUUUUUUUAAAUUAUGAACUAUUCAAAAAGUUACAGUUAUUUAAAAACCUGAAAAUUAAAAGGGUUUGUUGUUUAUUGUUAUAUCGAACUAUAUAUUUAGAAUAAUAAAAAAACCCAAUGAGAUUCCUUCUAAAAUAUUUUUCUCUAUAAAUCUCAUAAUAGGUACGGUUACUCUAAAAUUAACAUUUUAAACAAAGUCUACGUAAACAUUGUUUUUGCAUGCUGCUUGGUAGUUGAGAUAGUAGAUGCAGGUGUGGCGUCUUCUUAAUAUAAUAAAAUUAGUUAUUCAGACGGGCUGGUUUUUGUUUUCGUUCAUUUGUUCGGAUUAAUCGAAUAUUAGGUAUAUCUAUCAUAUUUUAAUCACUAUAUCGAGACUUCAAUAUGUAUAAAGAAAAGCAUUUAGUAAAAAAAAGCUAUUUUAUUAUUUAAAAAAUUAAAUUUGCAUUGAAUUAAAAUAAUCUGUUAUCUUAGUUUUUGUAUAAAAAUCAUACAGAUUUUUCUAAUAUAGCCAAAAAUAACCGUUAUAACAUCUAUAUAGUCAUUAUAAAGAUGUCCUAAUAAUUGAUACAAUAUAGGGGGUUUUGCUGGGACCCUCAAUCUAAGAUUAUUACACCCGAUAUGUCACUACAACCAGUGUUAUUAAAAAAGUAUCUACUGUAUUUUUAGAUUUUCAAUGAAGCAAAGAAUGUUUUACUAUGAUAUUUUAGAUUUUGAGAGAAGCGAGAAACAUAUUGGUUUUACAAUAUUGUUUAUUUAUUUUGUUUUUCUGUUAAAAAAAUGUAUAUCAUAAAUUUCUGAAGAGAAAUUUUACUAUGAUGGUACUUUAGGGAGGUCAUUUUUUACUUUUCUCGGGGAUUUUCAUAAUAAAUGGAAAAAGCCGAGGAAAACAUAGGAAAAACGGGAAAAUGUACGAAAUGCAUUACUUUCAAAUUUAUUUUUUAUUGUGAUUCAGUUAAAAUAUUGGCAGAGACUUGAAAUUUAAACCGAAAACUGACAUGGUUAAAUUUUCAAAAUAUUUAAGCCAUUUUUGAGCUAUUUAUAACAAUUUUAAUCUUUCUAGUUUUUCACGCAAUUUGUAUUCGGUAGGUACCUACUCUGGAUAUCAAUAUAUAUUAUGCAUAUUUGCAAAAAAUAGCAUCAAAAAUCUAAAAUAAUUGUAUUAAUACUGUAAUGUAUAAUGUAAUAUAGUAGUACAAUUUCACAUUUAAAGUCCCUAUUGCAUAAAACAAAUUUAAAGUUCACUCUGCUAUUUUUUUAUUUUUAUCCUGUAAUAGUUAGCAAAUGCUAUAAAACCUGAGCUCUAAAUAAUUAGAGCUCAGGUAUAAUUAUUAAUUAGUAUAAUUUAAUAGAAAUAACAAUAAUUAUUUAAACAUAUUUUAUUAUACACCUCUCAAAUAACCUUUAUCCGAUUCAAUAUUUAUACCCGGUAAGAAUAUUCACUAUAAUGAGGUAAGUAUAGUUAUUAUUAUUCAAGGCUAUGUACCGAUUUGUACAAUUAAUUUUUGAUUAAAUAAUAAGUAAAAAAAAUUGCUUUUUUGGCUUAGAUUGUUUAAAAAUAUAAUAAUAGUUGCGAUACAAAUAUAUUUACUAAUCGUAUAAUGAUUUACAGUUAUAAAAACAUGGAGCGACUUUUGUAAAUAAAAAUAAAUAAACAUUAUAGUAAAACCAAUACAUUCCUUACGCAACUUAGAAUCUAAAAUUAGCUGGGACGUACAAUUUAUUUGUGACCCUCAUUAAUACAUUUUUUUGUAUUACUAGGUAUAGUGAAAGUGUAUAUGAUCCUAUUGUGAUUGUCGAAUUUCUGUCGAUUUGUAUAGUUGUAGCAUGUGUACAAUUAAAAAUGAAUAUUAUUAAUUCUUGAUAAAAACAUGUGGUUACAUUAUAAUUAUAAAUGUCUAAAAAGAUAUAAAAGAGUAUCUUUAUGUAUUAUAACAAUUGGUUGUGUAAAAUAAUAAUUAUUGUUACGAUCUUUUCCAUUAAAAUUGGUUUUCUCUCCGUGUAAAAAUGUUUUAAAUAUUUUCUAGAGUUGGGCGCGUGUUUUGGUUUUUUGAAAUCGCAACCGUGUUCAAAAGUUGAUUACUCGAUUAACUCAACAGUUUUCCAUUAUACCAGCCUUACGUUCCUAUAUAUUAUUCAAUCGCGAUUUAUUGUCCGUUUUUGUUGUUCCUGAUGAUUAUUAAAAUCUAAACCGGUCGUAUAAGUGAACACGGAUCAAUUAUUUUAAAUUCGAAUACUACGGCCACCUCGGGCAGUCCUGAUUCAGUUUUUUUCGUGUUUGUUUAUUUUAGAUUCUGAACAUAACGGUGGAAAGCUGUUAUUUUUACUAAAAUGUGUGUUAUUUUUUUUUGGUUAGUAAAAAAGUUCUGGUUUUUCAAGCCGUAUCUCAAAAAAUGCUGAUUCUUCGGCUAGAAUGGUACUUUAUUUUAGUAUAAAAUUACCGAUAAUUUCAAUAAUUCAUCUAAUUAGUCGCCUUUUUUGUUGCUUUCUGGGUUGCCUGAACAAAAGAAAAAUAAUACCUGGCUUUUUGUUUAUAUUUAUUUUAUUCGAGUAGUAUAACCACUUAAAUAAUCAUUUUUUUUGUUUUGUUUAUUUUCUCAACGACAUAAUAUUAUUGUACGAGUUCAUCGAUGGUCGUGUUUUUGAUAUUUCGUACAUGCACAGCGGUAUCACGCCGCCGAUUCAUUCAAUAAAGUUCGUCGCGAAUUAAAAAAAAAAAAAAUAAUAAUAAUAAUAGUUUUUAUUUCAUUUCUAUGCAUAAAAGACGGUAAAAUAACAAGUUAUGAUUGCGUCGAAACUAAACGUUAUAAUAUGCGUCACGGACCACGGUACGGUCCUUCACAGUUUUCGUUGAUGUUUUUUUUUUUUUUAAGUUCUCUUAUUUUUUUGCGAUGGGCGUGGCUAGGGUAAGUUUAACUGUCCAUGCCCGGCAAUUCGCCGACUCCUUCGCAGUAAACUAACAACUAUUACCGGCGGUGCGUUUACGGCUCUCAGAGUACGGCGCGAGCAAACGAGAUAUUAUUUGAAUCAAUUUUUUUUCUUUAACUCUUAGUGUAUUUUUCCUUUUUUUUUUUGUCAUAGAACGCCACAUUACGCACGUUAUAUUUUUCUCGUCUUCGCCGUCGUUGUUCGAUUAAUAACAGUGACAUAAUUUGAAUAAAUUAUUUCCCCCCCCCCUCCGUAUACAUGCCUCCGAUUUACACGUUUUUCUACGAAAUUAUUAUAUAACUCGAUACAACGAUAAUCGCCCGCGAAUAGAAAUCGUCAGUAACGACCACAAGGUAGUGUAUACCUAAAUUAUAUUUAUUAAUGUCGGAAUACAAAAUAAAUUAUAUUAUCAGAGUAUAAUGUACAUUUUUCUUAUUAGUGUACGGUGUUGUUAAUGCAAUUGAUUAAUGGUUUUGUUUUUCGAAAUUAUAUAUUUUACACAAUAUUAGAUUCAGAGUGUAGCGAAGAAUGUAUUGGUUUUACAAUGAUGUGUGUUUUAAAUUCUGAGCGGAGAGAGGAAUGUAUUGGUUUUUCAACGAUGGUUAAUAUAAUUAUUAUUUUUUUAUUUUAACACUUUUUCUACCAGAAAGCUUUCUCCGAUUAUAAUGAGGAGAAUCUGAUUAUUUAGGUUAAAAAAGAUUGAAUGAUUGAAAAGAAGGUUGUCGUUGGCAAUCGUUUUUAUUUAUUUUUUGUUAUUAUUAAGUUUUUAUUAUGUUAAUGUUUUUAAAUAAUCAUGUCAUUGUCAUGAAAACGCACAUUGUUGAAAAAGCAAGACUAUAGAUCGAGCUAUAUUAAAAUAAAAUACAUUUCGAUUUCAUUACUUUCUUUUAACUAUUAAUCUUUAUAUUAUAUUUCUUUAUUUAUUCUAUACUCAAACAUCAUUAUCAACUGAACUUCACUCAAGUUUGAUUUUUCGUAAGCAAUGGUUUAUCGUUGCUUUCAGAUAAUAUGCUGUAUCCUACUCUCCUAAUUUCACACCUAUAACAGUGGCUGUAUCCACGUGCAAAGUAUGACCGUCUUUUUUUUCACGAUCUGUGAAACACUUCCUCCAUGAAAUCUUGCUCUGAUUUUCAAGUGUAGUACUUUUUUCUAAAAGGAAAUUGUAUCUGAGUGAUGGUAAUUUAAGAAGGUUAUUUUUUGAUUUUCCAAGUAGUUUUUGUAAUAAUUGGGAAAAACGUAUCUAGGAAAAAAAGGGGAAAAUUUACGUACAUAUUAUUUAAAAGAAAUUUCCCUCCGAAUCGUUUUUCAUUAGCAUUAGUUUUUCGUUGCGUACAGAUAUAAAUUAAAUUCCCCUCUAUAUCUUACCUUCCUAACUUCUCACCUACAACAGUGGUCCACCCAUUGUGCGAAGAUGACCGUCUCUUUUCAUUCUAAUUCCUACGUAUGUAUAGAUAAUAAAAUCUGUUAUAAGAUAUCGUGAAAAAAGAACAACAGAAGUUUGAGAUUUAAAUAAUAUAUAUAUAUAUAUACACAUUUUAAUUUAUAGUAAUAAUGCAAUAUAAUUGGUUAGACAUUUUUAUCGAUCGGACUACGGCAUAGUACACCUAUAUACUAAGAUUUAUCGUUAGAUAACCACUCCCCCCUCAUCCUACACCCUGAUCCAUUGUUCGGUUAUAAAAUUGUAAAUAAUAUUAUAUACGGAUUUACUAGAGUGAUAUUCCAGCAGGACAAUAUUAUAAUAAAUUAUAUAUUAUAUUGUAAAUAUUCUUUAAAUGGAUACAAAUAUAUAAAAAAUGAAAAUAUUGGCGUAAAAUUAUAGAUAUUAAUAUACUAGUGUAAGAUAUUGUAAUACCAUCGUUCUAUUUGAUAUGAUCUUCUUUGGACUAAACAUAUUUCAUCGGAAUUUCAGAAAUUGCUGCGACAAUGUUUUCGUCAGUUUCCACGUGAUUUUUUUUUUUCUGGGCGAUUUCUUUCGUCAUUAAUUUUCUCCACGUUAUUUUGUUUACCCGUUCGUUUUAUCAAUUGUAACACACGACCUUGAAUGAUUCGUGUAACCCAUGACCUCUCUAACGCGGGAUAUUUUCGUAGGCAGUUAUUUUCAAGUCCUUCCCUUGACCGCGCUGCUAAAUACAACAGUUUAUAUAUUAUAGGCAUUAACACGCAGGCAGUAUUAUUUCUUUACCGAUAUAAACAUACUAAUCAUAUUAUAAUGUAUGCAACUAUCCAAUCGUAAUAAUAAUCGUCGAUUUCAUAUGUAUAUGUACCUAUGUAUUACGAUAUAAUAUAUCGUGCACGCCAUUUUGAAUUUAAAAAUAAGGUAAUUAUUUUUCGACUCGUUUUUUCAUCUUAUUUAUUAACAUUGUACGGCGGAUCGAGUUACGCGCGAUCUUACAUAUUAUUAUAAUGUAUAUAACAUUAUGACGCGCACCAGUACACGCAAAUACCUAGUUACAAAAAAGAAAAAAUCGUUCGGUCGACAAGUAAUAUUUUUUUUUUUUUUUUAUAGAAAUACGUCGUAUACAUUACUGUAGCCGCAAAUGUAUAAAAUACUUCAGUACCUAUACAUAUGCACGUAUAAAUAUGUAUAUUGUGGCGGUUAAAUUGUAAUGAUUGAGUAUACGUAUAGGUAUUAUUGUAGUAGAGUCUAAAUAACGCGUUGAUGGAUGAUAUCAUUUAAAAUCCACUCGGCCUUCGUUGUUAUAUCAUAAUCGUUUUUAUGUUAUUAAAAUACACAUUUUUCAAUCCGAAUGAUUUUCAAAAUAUCGCGUAGUAUUCCCGUGGUUUUCGUAGUUUUUUCAAUAGACGUCCGAUAAACCGACCGGUUUGGUAACUAUAAUACCUGCUCGUCUAUUACACAGACGAACUUUUACUCGGACCAUAACGCGUCCGCGUUCGGAUACGACGACGACAACGUAGGUAAAUAUUAUAAAAGCAAUAUUUCCCGUAUUGUUUGUGUAUGUUUUUAAAAACAAAAAACUGACAUACCUACAUUAAACGAACCAAUAGGUGUAUACAUGUAUUAUAUUGUGCUUAAUUAUUGUGUACUCCGAAAAGAAUAAAUAUGAACGCAAAGCAAUAGGUAGGUAUACAAUAUUAAUAUUGUAAUACGCACGUUUUUUUACUAAACGUUUCGUCUCUCAGCCAACUUGUUUAGACGGUUUUUGUUCGGCGUUACGCACAAAAUGAAUCACCGAUUAUUAAAUAAUAAUAUUCAGUUUAAAUAUAGCAAUUUAUAUAAACAGCACACACAAGAUCGUAUCUAGGACAAUAAAACCGUAGGGGAGGGGGAAGGUGAUAUUUCAAAACCAUAUAAUUUAUGAUGAAAAUCAAGCUCAGAGUAUAUUGUGACUAUAAGACGUAUAGUUAGGAGUGAACGGGGGGGGGGGUCAACAGGCCUCCCCCCUGUACUAACUGAUCACAUACAUUUAAAUCUAAUUAAUAUGGUUAAAAUUUAAUAUAUAGACCGAAUUCAGCGCGAUGGUGUGAACAGGCUGUCUCACGAAGAUAUACCUCUUGAAUAUCUCCGGAGAUAUAAAAGAUAAUCAAAUUCUGUUUUUUAUAACACUUACAGGGAUGAGAACUACAAAUAUUUAUAUUUGUAUUCAAUUUUUUUUUUUGUAAAAAAAUAAAAAAAAUAACUUAAUUUAAUUAUUUUCGCAAAAUGUUAAGAUGGUAUCUAGGGAAUAACCGAACCGUGUCACGCGAUAACAUAUUGGUUUUCACACGGAUUAGUAGAAUUUGAACGGUCGUUUCUUAGAAACUACUCAUCAGAUGUAACUAUGUGAUACAUUUUGUAAUAAUUUUCAAGAAAUAAACUUUACAGAAUGGAUACCUUAAUAAGUUAUUUUUUUUAAAAAAAAAAGAAUUUGAUUAUCUUUAUUAUCUCCAGAGAUAUUCAAGGGGUACAUCUUAGUGGGACGGCCUAUAUAAUUCAAAUUUUUUUUUUGACAAAUUACAAAAAAAAAAACAACAUAAAACAAAUAUUUAAUAUUAAUAUUAUUUUAAACUAUUUUGACCGAUAUUUUACCGAUAUUAUAUACAUAGACAGUUUUUCUGGUUCAAAUUAAGGGACAGUUUUUAGAUUCUGAGCCCACCGAAGAAUAUAUAAUAUAUAUUGGUUUUAUUAUGAUGUGUAUUUUUUUCAUUUUUAUUUUUUCUGUCGAUUAAUAACUUUUCUAUCAGUUACAUUGUUCCGAUUCUCGCAUUUCUUAUGAAACAAAAUGUUGUCUAGUUUGUGCGUUAGGUGAUAGUUUUUUUUUUUUUAUUUUAUUUGCGGCUAUCUUAAUUAAUGAGAAAAAACAGUAAACAAAUUUUACGAUAAUAACGCGCAAUAUUAUGCAUUUUCACUUUCAAUUUAAUUUUCUUGUUGCAAUUCAGUCAAAAACAGUCCUAUUUAGAGACUUGAAAUUUUUACCAGUGUGCAAUGGUGUACUAUUUCUUACGGGGGAGGGGAGGCGAAAUAUAUUUCCACCCACUCUUAAAGUAGAAAAUUCCUUAAAAUAGUUAAAUCACAAGUACAAUUUUAUUUAUAGAUACGAGAAUUGUGCUCUUAUAUUUAUAAAAUAUAACAUUUUUAUACAUAAAAAAAAAUAUUUUUAUUUAAUUAAAUAUAAUGUUAUAAUUCAUGUUAUAAACCUUUAAGUCUAACCUCCGGUUUUUCGUAGAAGAAAAUCGUUCAAUAAUAUCCGCAAGUAUACCUACUAUUUUCUGGUAAAUAUGUAACAGCGCAAGCCCAUAUAAGCGAUCCUGGCACAUUUAUAACUAAAAAUCAAUGAUAAGAGACAAUGGUCGAAUCGCCAAAACAAAAUGAUAACACCAGAAACCUUGACCAGGUUCGACCAUGGAUAACAAAACUAUUUUAAUAUCUAUGGAUUUGAUUAUUUAAUCUAACUAGGCAAAAACAAAUAGCAAUGCGCACAUAUAUGGCUCACGGAGGGUGGGCGAAUGUCUCCCUUAUCCCCCGCGUCACUGAUUUGCAGAUAAUACCUAAAUUAUCAUAUUCUAGACGUGUUAACAUUUUGGUUUUAAUACCGAUAUUUUCAGAGAAAAAUGUCCAUACAAUAUAUUAUCUGGUUGUUUAUGAAUAAAACGUUAAAAACAAAAAUCUGAUUUCAACACGGUUAGUUUCAACUCUCGCGGUUUUCGAUUUAAAAUAUAUCAGAUCUGUUAUAUCGCGAAAAAUCGCAUAAAAAUGUUAUGUCUCGGUCGCAAUAGUGUCGGAAUAUCGGACAAAAAAGUCAUAUCGGCUCACGACCGCCGCUAAUAAUUACUAUUAUGGCCGUCAGCGGUGUGUCGUGUCGUCACUUUGGACCGGGACGACAACGAGCAGAGCGUUGCACCCGUUUAUCCGCUUCGAAAUUUGACUCGGAUUUCGCGUGUGUCAAACGACCGCGGAUUACACACUAUUGUGCGUGGCGUACACGGUCGCCAAAAUUAAUGGCGGUAUUCAGCCCAACUACGUACGGCGUUUUUAUUAUAUAUAUUUAUAUAUUUUUUUGUUGUUAGAAGACACUGAGCGAGUGAACUGCCCGGAAAGAUGCAGAGAUAGAGAUAGAGAGAGAGAGAGAGAAAGAGUGAGAGAGUGCGUGCAAACAAAACUAGGAAAAAACCGCUAAGGCGCUGGUGUUUGUUAUUCCGCUGCAGCCGCUCGUUCAAAAAGCGUAGGUAUGCGUGCACGUCGAAUAAAUUACAUACGAGUAUAGGUUAGUAUAGGUAUUAGAAAAGUCGAAAAAACACAACGAAAAUACGGUCGUAUACGAUAUAGUAUAGUACCAAAUACGACCGUGAAUUUACGUAUACACGACGCGCACGCACAAAGUAUAAACUUAUACUGAUAUAAUUUCCAUUGUGUAACACUAUGAAUAAACGAUUGAUUGUUAUCGUAUUUGAUUUUCGUCUUCGUUUAAUAUUUACCAUUUUUUACGAUAAUACCUACAUACUUAACGUUUAAACUAAGGCCCGGACAUUAGUAUAAUAUAACAACGCUGAAAAAUAACCGAGGACGACGUGAAUCACAUAAUAUCAUACAUUAUGUACCUAUAAAUAACAUUGUAUACUAUGAAUUGUUAAAUGAAGAAAGGACAAAUGAGUUCAAAUUUUAAAAUUGUUCAAGAAAGAAAAAAAAUAAUUGGCGUUUAUACAAUCUAAAAACAAUUUCAUGUUAAUAAUUAUUAUUAUAGUGUUAGAUAUAAACGUCCAUAUGUUUCAAUGUAGUCAUUUUAUAAAAUAUAAUAGAAUUUUCGGGGCUUGAGAAAUUGUAUUGGCUUUUUUUAAAAAUUCGAACAAGUCCCCCCUUUUUGCAUUCAUCGAUACAUAUAGGUGUACCAUCGAUAAUUAUUAUUUCUUAUUUUAGUACCGUAUUUAUUUGAUUAGAAAAUUUUUCUUUACUACAUUAUGAUUGUAUCAGUUGUAUUAUUAUACACAGGAUGACAAUUGUACUAAUGCGUUAUCGGCGCAAUCGUAAAUCAUGCCGAAAACAACAAAAAAACCUGUAGUUUUGUGACGUUAUCUGUGCGCCGUGGUACUCAUUUCACAUAAACAAGCUAACUACGCAUUAGUGGAAUUAACUUCCAGUUUUAUUAUUAUGUUAUAUUGUAAUGUAUUUUGGUGUACUUAAAUUAAUAAUUUAGACGACAACUAAUUAAAUAUAUUUUUUAUAUCAUAGUUGUGAUAAUUUUAUUAUAUCAUCACUAUAAUCUGCCGAUAAAAAAAAAAACAAUAUCAUUUCAGAGUUUGAGCUCAUAUAUCACUGAGCGAACUGCUAGAAAUGUCCAAAAAUAGCGGGAAAAAAAUGUAUAAGACACACAGUUAUUCAGUGCGAUUUUUUUCUAUUUUUGGGAACAAUUAAAAAAAAAGUUAUAUUCUAAAUUAAUACAUAAAUGGUGGUAGUAAAUAAAUAAAUUAACCGACGCUGUGUUGGCAGCGACACAGUCGGUACAUUUGCGACUAAGACCAUUUUUAUGUCAUUUACAGUCAUUUUCUUCGCAGGUAUACCUAGGUAUAGUUGUGUACCGUAACACUUGCGGUUAUGAUAAAAAAUUUAACAAAAUUAGGGCAUAAUUAUACAUAUCAUGAGUUAUAAAUAUAAUAUUGCGGAUUAGAAUUAUAAGUUAGAAAAAUAAAUAAUUUUUUUUUUUUUAUAAAUUUAGUCUUUUAUGAACUCAACCGUCAUCUACAUGUCUGUAAGCGGAAUGUAUGCAAAGGCAAACUAUAUCCGAAUAUAAAGACAAAUGUUAUCUCAAUUUGUAUACAUUCAAUCAGCCAUACGUAUUACGCUUUUAUACGUAAUUCUUAGUUUAUUACAGUUUAAAUACCUAUUUGGAAAUAAACAGUGUUAUUGCUUGAAUAGCUGUGACUUAAAUUGAAAUAGUACAAGGAUUUAAAUUCGAAAUAUGAUGUUUUAUAAUUAAUAUAAGAGAAAAAAAUUGAUUAUAAAUGAUUUGUGUUUUGUUUGGCAUCAAAGCAAAAAUCACAGGAAUGAAGAUUAUUUCGUUUGUCUACUCCGUUGUUUUAAUUUGUUUAGCGUAUAAUUUUUAUAAACUAUUAUACAUUUUUUUUAUGCUGAAUAUUUCACUGCGUAGGUGGCCAUGCACAUAAAACUCGUGUUCAAGUCCCUUAUUUUUCUCUGCGGGCGGCGUGUAAUUUAAUACAAUAGGGUACCUACACGGAUACACUACGAAAAUACUUAAAACUCGACUUCAGCUGACGAUGAAACGUGGGAAUUUAUUCGAUAAGACAUUUCCAAUAAAAACCGUAGGGAAGAAAAGAUACCAAAACCACCUGCAGAGAACCUGUGGCAACGUGUGGCAGCUGCAUUGCCAUACCGAUAAUAAUAAUAACAAUAUGAGUAUUGAUAGUCUGGACCUCUUAUGACCGAGGGUCGUAUUAUAUUUGUAUAUAUGUACUAUUAUUUUUUUCUUUUUUGAGUUGGGUCGACAUGCUUACGGAUAAUAUAUUGUCAAGAAGAACAUAAUCCCACACCCUAUAAUAUUUUAUACCGCGUACCGGUUUUAACAUUACACGACUACAGGAGGCCGGAUUCUUCAGAAGAAAAAAACGAAAACAUUUAGAAUGGGUAUACUAUACGGCAAACUGGUUUUGGUAUUUUAUCUAUACGCCUUCAUCAAAAGACGAUGUUAUUUUAUAACCGAGCCCAUAGUUUAAUGUAAUGUACUCGUAUUUUAAAGAUCUAACCUAGUAAGCCUAAUAAUAUUGUAUACGAGCAAAUAAAGGACAUAAAUAAAAAAAAAGAGCUAAUACUGGGGAUGGGAGAGGCUACUGUUGUAGGCGAGAAGUUGGGAAGUUAGAAUACAUAAGGUUAUUUCAUUUAUAUCUGUAACCAACGAUAAACCAUUGCUUGACGAAUAACGAUACCGAGCGCAGUUCGGUAAUACAUAAUUUGAAUUUAAAGCGUAAUUUUUUUUGCGAUUUUUGUUUAAAUUUAAUUUCAAAACGCUUAUUAAAAAAAAAAGUGUUGUUGAAUGUUGUUUUUGGAAAUUUAACCACGUUUAGGCAAAUCCAAUAUAAGUAUUAUAACCAAGUUUCAAGUAUCUACGUGUAUUUAUAACCGAAUUAGAACAAAAAAACUACUAAAAAUUAAAAUUCCUUGAAAGCUCAAAUUGGCUCAAAAGCUUCGGAAAUGAUACCGUAAGAAAGUAAAUAAAAUUACAAUAAAAAAGGUAUCUUGUGAUUUUUCGAUUAAAUCAUUUUUUCUGGUAGAAAACGUCGUCCGUGUUUUUAUAAAAUAAUGAAAUCGUGGAAUCUUACGUUUUCCUACGUUUUUUUCCCACUUAAGUGCUUUUAUUUAAAAAAUGGCAUCAGAAAAAAAAAUGACCUUUUCAAGUAAAAUUUAAAUAACUUGUAAUUUUAAAAAAGUUGCUACACAUAAAAAUUGGAGGAUGUUUACUAGGAAAAAAAGUGUCCACAGACUAGAAGAAAAAAAAGAAUGAAAGAAAGAAAUAAAUAAAUAGUAUACAUUAUAGCUUCUAAUAGUUUUAGAUUUUAUAGAGUCUGAUAGACGGUAAUAUCGAUUCUAUAGACUAUGGUCUAUUACUAAACAAAAAAAAUACAGUAAAACCAGAAAAUACGAUGUCCGCUAACGUUUAAAAUUGAAAUGUCCGUGGUCGUAAAUAAGAAUAUAAUAACAAGCACAAAUCAAAACAAUUAUUAAUAUAAGGCAGGGGAAUCAUAUAGCAGAAAAAAAUGUUUUUAUAGCCUUGUAUAAAAUAAUUUUAUACAGCGUGUAUAAUACAAUUGUAAACAAAUAAAAUAUUAUUAUUAUUUAUAUUAUACAUCUUUGCAUCACUAGAAAAAUAAAUUCAUUGCAAAUGUUAAACUUUACUAACGUGUACAUGCAACGUUUGCUCUAUUUAUUCAGUAACCUGACUGUAAUCAAAACUGAGGUUGACAUCAGAUAUAAUUUUUUUUUCAUGUACAUUUAAUAAUUACUAUUAUUGAUUGAAUGAUUAAUUUAACCAUUAUUAUUGUAAUUUUUGUUAUCAUUUCGUUGAGUUAUUGAAGAUAAGUUUUACUGUGGUACCAUUCAGGUGUUCUUUUUCGUAACAAUAAAAAUAUUUUAAAACGCUACAUUUAAAUAUUGAUUCUUAUCCCUUUCAAAAGCGCGAGUCUAGUUUAUGAAUGCUAAGUUAUAAGUAUUGUUUGAGUAGUACUCGUUUUUAGUAAUUGGCCUUGAAUACGACAUUAAAUAACUGCACGUAUAUAUAAAACUAUAACAUUUUUAAUUUGGUCAAAAUGUCACUGUGAGGUGUUUUUGACAAACAAUAUUGCCAUGGUAACUAAUUAAAAAACGUAUGUAUUUGAAAUUUGUAUAAAUUAAAAAACCACUUAAUAUACAAUUUCGCCGUACACGAGAACAUUGCUGGUCACCUUUACUGGGCACUAUCCAAUUGGUCAUUUCACUCAAACUUGAUAUUUUAAAUUUCACCCAGAUACCCGUUUCGAUCAGAGAAUAUUAAGUUGACAGCGGGUUUAAAAUAAUACUUGUACCACAUUAAAAUUAUUUUAAAUCACAAUUUAUUACUUUAUACAAAUUGAAAAAUGUUAUAUUAAAUACCUUAUUCCAGAAAGUUCACAUACAAUCAUAAAUUGUUAUCUAUUAUAGUUGCUAAUUAUUAGUAGUAAUAUAUAAAUCGAUAAAAACAAAUUAUAGAUUAAAUCCAAUAAAAAGGACGGACAUACUUUGCACGUCGGUGUAACUACUAUUGUAGGUGGGAUGUUGAGAAGGUAGUAUACAGACGGGAAUUUAAUGUAUACCUGUAAGCAAACCAUUGCUAACGAAAAAAUGAUUCUGAGCGGAGUUUAGUUAAUAGCGUUGCUUUGUCAACAAUAUUUAUGUCAUAUUAUAGUAAACUGAUUACAAAAAUGUGCGUUUCCAUGACAACAAUGAUUGUUUGAAAAAGAUUAAAAUAAUAAAAACUUAUUAACAGCAAAAAUAAAAAUAAAAACGAUUGUCAAUGAUAAUCUUAUUUUUAAUCUUUCAAUCUUUUUUAACCUUGAGAACCUGGUUUUCUUCAUUAUCCCGAGUAUUAAUUAAAAUUUCAAAAAAUGACCUCUUCAAAGUACCACCCAGAGAAUAUUUCCUUUUAGGAAAGGUGCUAUACUUGAUAAUCGGUGUAACCUUUUGGGUAGAAAGUGUUCACAUUAAAAAAAAAAAUUAACAUCUUUGUAAAACCAAUACGUUUUUUGUUAAACUCAGAAUCUUAAAAAAAUUAAUACUUAGAUAAUUUAAUAAUUAUAAUAAUUAUACAUUACUAUUUUGUAAUAAAAUAUUUCAUUUAAAACAAAAUAUUUAGACUCGUGUUACAUUUUACGGUGUAUACGCUAAUCGACGCUGAAUGUCGCUUGAAGCUUUUAAUUUUUUUGAUGGACAGUGUAAAAUAUAUUUUUUUUUAUACCUACACUUGAAAAAAUGAAACAUUUUUCAAAAAUUGUUUUUCCUAUUUAUAGUAUGGUACACCAAUAUAUUAUUUAUAAUAGUAUCAAAAACGAUUUAUUUGAUGCCCAAUAUAUAAACGUUAGAUUUAAUGUUGUUUUUUAUAAGUACGUAUAAACACGCAUUACAGCUAGAAUUAUUUUUGGCUCAGUACGAGAGCAAAUCGUAUAUAUUAAAUAAUUUAAACGAUGGGCGUUUUUAUACUGUUGAUAUUUGUAUUACGUACUAGUUUUAUCAUUAAAUAUAAUAUCAGUAAAACAAUUAACAUAUAUAUUAAAUAUAUACUAUUUUAUAUUCUUGAAUGUAAGUAGUUAAAAGUUUUUAUAAGAUCUGUUAGUUUUAUUUUUCCAAACAGGUUUUUGGUGUUAUUAAAUAUACUUCAAAUUAUUCACGUCAUACUUUAAAAUGCACAGGAUUUCACCGAGUAGUACUUUAUUUGAAAUCAAUUUCUUACUUUCCAACAUGAGCAAAGAUGGUUUUGCAAUGAUAUUUAUUUUUUUUAAUUUUUUUUUUUGUAUGGUAAAGCUUAUCUAUAAGAAAUUUUGUUCCGAUUUUCGAGGGUAACACUUUUUUUGAAAAAAACAUUUUAUCUGGGUGGUACAUUAGAAAGGUAAUUUUUUGAUUUUACAAGCGGUUUUCAUAAUUGGGAAAAAUGUAAGAAAACAGAAAAAUUCACAAAAUGUAUUAUUUUCAAUUUUGUUUUUGUUGUGAUUCAGUUUAAAAUAUUUAUAAUGACUUAAAUUUUGGACUGAACAUUUAUAUUUAUAUUUGAAAAUUUAAGUUUUAUUUUAUUGAGCAUUUAUAAACAUUUUAAUUUCGCUAGCUUUUACGUAAUUUUUAUUUGGUAGAUAUUCCAAAAUAAAAUUUUUAGAUCAGAAUAAAUGCUUAAAAAUUAAACAGGAGGUUCAUUAUUUUAAGCAAUAUUUGUGGCGAAAAAAAAAACAAAAAAUAAAAUUGAAUGUAGAGAUUUUUUUUUUAUAAGAAUUUAGAAUAAGAAUACGAAUUUUCAUUGUAAGUAAAUGUAAGUUCAUGCCUGGUACGAUUUUAUAUCGUGGUGUUUCCCACUACGGUUCACAAACCUCAAGUGCGGCGAUUGCUAGUUAAAUAUAUUAUAUAUAUGCAUAUGUUAUAUAGAAAGUCCUGAAUUGUCAAUAAUGUACAGUGAUGUACACAUUGCGAAAUAAAAUAAAAUACGUGAAACUAUAAUAAUAGUUAUUUUUUAAAAGUGUUUUCCUAAUAAAUAUUACACAUCAGUAUAUCAUAUAAAAAUAUAUGUACCUAUAGGUAUACCUUACAUAUUAGUAUACAUCAGGGGCGGAUUGGCUAUCGGGAAAUCGGGAAUCUAAAAAUACAUAAAGCCUAUUCAAUUAUUUUACUAUAAAAUUACAUAUAUAUAUAUUGUUGAGAAAGCAUCACUAUCAACUGAACUUCGCUCAGAAUUGUUUUUUCGUAAACAAUGGUUUAUUGUUACUUACAGGUAUACAUUAAAUUAUCUAUAACAGUGGCUGCACCCGUCUUCCAUUAUCCUAGGACGUCUUUUUAUAAUACAUUUUUAAAUUGUAUGGUUUGUACAAUGAUUGUUGUAUCUACACGUCGUGAACUGUAUAAUGUAACUUGUACAAUCUAGUUAUUUUGUACAGCAACAUUGUACAGUUCGCAAUUCGUAUAAUAAUUUUUGUACACAUCGCGACUGUACAAUUCCAGACUUUGUGUGCAAUAUAUAUUUUUGAAUUUCACCUCUUAGUUCACUUAUUUUAAGAGUGAAAUUUAAAAAAAAUACUUCCUUAAUAGAUCAGUCAGUGAAUCAGUUUCUUCUCUAAUUUAUUCAACAAAAUUCAGUGUUCAAGGUUUCUAAUCUGUUUAUUCCACUUUUAUUAAUUUUAGAAUCGAAGUCGAUAACCGGCGGAAUCGAUAUUUAUAAAUGUCUGGCGGAGUCGAUAGAGAUCGAUAUUAAAAUGGCAGAAUCGAUAAAUCCUCUCACACCACUAUGCGAAUUUUGCAGUAGUCGAAUUUGUAUAAGACACCCUGUAAAUCAACAAAUAUAAUUCGAUCAUCGUUCUGAAAUCUAAAAAUGAUCAAGUCAUUCUUUAUAACGACUAGCCAAUAUGCGUCGUCGUCGUCGAUGAGAUAUAAGUUUUUGGUGUAAAAUGUAAAACCUACACCUGCUAUUGCCUGGACCUCCCGGCUUGAAAACGAUAUAAUAUUAUACUCGUGUUAUAUUGUAUGUCUUUCUGCGGGAGGUUAGGUUAGUGGCAUAGACACAUUUCUUCGAAUAAGCAUUCCCAUUAUUAUACCCACAGUCUACACGUGUGACACACAUACACGCACACACACAAUCCUCUCUGAAAAUCUAAACAACCUGUUGAUUUCGAAAGAAUAAUAAUAUUCUAUACAAUAUGUACCAUUACUACUGCACAAUAUGCAUUAUAUAAGGUACGAUAUUAAACGUUUUAUCGGAAUAAUACUCAGUGCACGGUUGGUAUUCAAUACUAUAUAGAUCCAAACCCAUUGGGGUUCCGAAACGCCAGUUUUAGUGACGUCCCUCAAUACGAUUGUACGAUAGGUAUACAGAUACUCAUUAUAUGUGUAUUGCGCCGAACGUCCUAGUUAUCUUUAAUACCUAUACGUUUGUAUAAUAUACUAUAUCAGUGGUUUUCAACCUUUUUGGGCCACGGCUCUUCGGAUUUUGAAAACUAAAUUAGCGGCUCUCUUACGAAUAAUGAUGUAAAAGAAAAAAAAAAUGAACAAAUUGACUGUAUUACUGUACUAUAUUUACUAUAGACGCGGCUCCCUUAAUAAUAAAGCACGACGCCUUUGGGAGCCGCGACGCACAGGUUGAAAACCACUGUACUAUAUGUUUAAUUUAUAACAUUUUGACCUUGAUUCCACGAAAAAACCAAUCCGUUAAACGCGUUCAUUAUAAUAUGUUGAUUGAUCGAUGAACUGUAUGAUAAUAAUAUUAUAAUCACAAUAAAUUGGGAACUUGUAGAUAUUAAAUGCCGAGUGAAACUGGGAAUUUGUAUGUGAAUUUAUUAUAUGAUGUGUUUCUUUUCAUAUUUAUAAAUAACUUUUCAACCAGAAAUCCUACGCCAAUCAAUAACGUAGGAUUUUCAUUCUAGUCAGUGAAUUGAGACGGCCAUUUUUUUGUUAUUUACCUAGCAUUCUUCUUAAUAAACCGGAAAAACUACUAAUUUUUCGUAUAAUUUUUAUUGAUUUCUGAAUUAACUUGGCAACGAGGAAAAAAAAUCCGAUCAAUAAUACUCUGCUCAGGAUCCUUUAGAAAUUAUUUAUUGUCCUGCACAGAUUUAAAUUUCAUUACUCUAUAUAUCUUCCCUUGUAAUUUCUUUCAUAUAAGCAGUGGCAUACCUAUCAGUUGCAAAUCAGUUUGUUUUUUAUUUCAUUCGUGUCCUCAAAGUAAUCCAGAAAUCAACCGGAAAGCAUUUCUGAUCUUAUCCUAUUUAAAAUAUAAUACUUAUAUGAAAUUGAUCAAAUAAACAUGUUAAAUCAUAGGAAAAAAAUAUUGGCCAGGGUCCAAUUUAUUGUCCGUGUAAAAAUUAUAACUGUGGCCGAUUGUCCGUGCAUACGGCGUUUUUUUUUCGCGUGGACCAAUAAUUAUUGUGUCCAUUUACCGUAAAGCGAAUAGACAGACAUAAAGACUUUUAAUUUAAUACUGAAGAGGUUCACAGUAACCAUAUCACGGGCAAUUUAUAACAAAAAUGUGUUUUCUUACUGAUAGAUCUAAUAGACUUAAAACAUUAAUGAUUUCAACAAUAUUCAAGAAAACGACAAUAUUUACUAUGUUUUCAUAUGAUGAUCUAUUUCCCAAUCCCUUCGUACUUCAAACUUAGAAAAAGAAAAAAAAGUUCAUAAUUUAGUUAUUUUAAUUGAAAGCUGUAUGAUGAAAAAAAUCUCUUUUUGAAAACAUUGCAGAUAAUAUUCCUUUUGGUAUUCAAUCAGAUUUUCAUUUUCGACUUGGUGAGAUAAUUUUUGUUAUGCAUACACUAGAUCUUGAGCAUUACCUAUGGUUAAUGGUUAAGUAUGAAAACACAUUUUUGCUGUAUUGUCCGUUCGAUGAACAGAAACCCUCUUAUAAGAUUGUUAGUACUCAAAUAUUAUUAGGAUAUUCGGGUCUGUUUUAACGGUUUUGUAUGUAUAAACAGAAACUUCGCAGGCAUUAUAAUAAUAUAGUCGUCAUGCGUAAUAUUAUUCGAUAAUCAAGUUAACUUCUCUAUGUCGUUUCUAUUUAUUCAGUUGUGGUCAUAAUACGAGUAUAAUAUUUAACAUAUUCCAUUUUCGAUAAACUAAAAAUUGUAUUAUUUAUUACACGUCCGGAAACCGCGUUAUAAGACGUACAAUAUAUCCGAUCAAUAAAUAAAGAACGGUAGGGACGUAUAAAUACCAGUAAUAAUUUUAUGCUAUACCAUAUUAGGUUCAGAGUUCAAAUAAUGCGCACGCAUUGAAAAAAAAAUUACAUAUAUAUAAAUAUAUAUUACACUUACACGGUCUGUGAAUAAUUAUAAUUAUAAUAUUUUUUUUGUUAUCUUACGCAAUUAUUGUUACUUGUUGGCGUACAUCCUAAACGCGUUAUCUUGUUUACACGCGUACGUACACAUUCAUACAUUAUUAUACAAAUCUAUGUAGGCUAGCGCCCAGCUGCAGUAACAAUAUAGAUACGCACAAUAUAAUAUUAUUAUGACAAGAAUAGUCUCGUUUCUUAAAGAACAAAAAAAUUACGCGCGCGUUGGCCGAAUCAUUAUUCGUUUCUUUUAUCGGAUUUUACAAUAACAUUGCGCGCCUACUGUUUCGGUGUAUAGCGAGCCAUGAUAAAUAUUUGUUUUUCUGAAAAUAUCUCCGAAUAUAAUAUUAUAUAAUAUAAUAUCGUAGUUGAAUUUAGAUGAAUUUAAAAUCGUCUUGAAGGUUAUAAAAACUCCCGUAUUAAAACAAAAAAAUUGUUGACGCGUGUCCGUGCGUUGAUAUUAUACUAUUAUUAUAGUAACACGGUAUACAAAUGUUUUUGGAGUUAUGGAGCUUCCUUUACAAAACUUACUCCGCACCAUGACGUGCAGUUUAGAAUAUUUCUACAUUCUAUAAAAUAUUUGAGGUAAUUUAGUAUAUAUAUUGUCUGAAAUGAUAAAUUAUUGCAAACAAAAAACGAUUCUGAGUAGAAUAGUAUUAAUCGUAUUUUUUGCUUGUUGCUAAUCUAAUACAGAAAUAAUAAAUAAAAAAAAUCGAUUUAAAAGUGAACUGUUGAAAAUAUCGAUACAUUGUUUCAAAUAAAAUACCACCGAUCGGAAAUUGCGAAUCAUUUAAAGUAUCUAUUGUGUAAAAAAAUUGUAGAAUUUUAACCAACUGAAAAAGUAAUAUAAAGGUUCAUAACUAUUAAUAUAAAUCUUUACUAGUAUUAUCAUUAUUUUUUUAAGUAUCUAUAUAUUAUUUAUGUCACACCCCGGAAAGAAUAGCGACACAUAUAAAAAUAUGAAAAUGCUAAGAAAUCGACUUUAAUUGUUUCGUAAUUCAUCAUAAUGUUCUAUAACUUAUUUGUCCCAUUAUUAUACGUAAUUGUUAAUCUUGAGACAUGGCUUAUGUUAGGUCAGAAAAAUAUCACAUCUCAAAAAUGUCAAAACACGACUAAUAGAAUUCAAAAUCGUUUUUAAUUUGCAACAAUUUAGUGUUUCAUAUCAAUAAAUAAACUAAAUAAUCUUAACUAUCUUCCUAACUACACGUCUACAACAGUAGCCUACUUUUUUUAAGGUUUUCAGUCUUUUUAAUUUAUGAAAUACCUAUAUUAUAUAAAUAGCUUUAGUGCAAAUAGCUAAUACUGAGGACGGGUAUGCCACUAUUGUUGGUAGGAAGUUGAGAAUCAUAGGGUACAUAUAUGCGUUGAAUUUAUAUCUGUGCACGCAACGAUAAACUAUUGCUAACGAAAUAUGAUUCUGAGCGAAGACCGGUCACAUAAGUUUUUACGAUUUUUAUUAAAAUUUUAUCUAAAAACGCUUAUAAAAAAAAACUAUUACAUUACACUGAUUUUUUUUAUUACCACUUUAAGUACAAUUUAUAAAUUAUAAUGGAUCUCGUGUUAAAUUGUCAAGCAUUUCUGUUUUCUCUAACAAUUUUAUCCACAUAAUAUCUUUAUUUAUACCAAAUAAAAUUAAAAAAAAAAAACUAGAAAAUGUAAAAUACUUAUAAAUAACUGAAAAUAUAAAAUACUAAUACAAAUAUUAUUUGAAAUUAUUUUCAAGACCCUAAGAACAAUUUCAACCUAUUUAAAAAAAAAAAAUCGAAAAUCGAAAAUAACGUAACCAUUGAUGUUGUAAACUUUUCUGUAUUACUUACGGUUUUUUUGGUUUUUUCUAAUUAUUAUAAAAACUAGUUAGAAAAUCUAAACAUAACUUUCUUACUCACCAACUAGAUCCAAAAUGCAACAAUAAAGGCCUUUUGUCACUUUUUGAUUUGAUUAAGAUUUCCGGUAGGAAAAUUUUGUUCACUGGCAUACAUCAUAAUAUUAGAACCAAUACAUUUUUCGCUCCACUCUGAAUCUAAAUGGAGCAGGUAAAAAUGUUUUUCAAUUAUUAUUUCGAACAGUGACACGUAAAAUAAAAUAAAUAAUAUUACAUAUCAUUUAGGUUAUUAUAAACUUACAUUAUGUAAAUAUAUUCUGUAAAUAAACACAUUAAUUAUUCAAAUGACUGUAAUAUGAAAUCGACUAGAAUAAAUUAAAUGUUUUUAAUAAACGAAGUGCUCGUCGUAUUUCACUAGACUAUUAUUAAGGUUUUUGAUAAAAAGAAUUAAUAACAUUAUUAUAAUAUACCUACUACCGUGUGGAAUAAUACCUACACUCAUAAUAAUACUAAUUAUUAUUAUCACCAAAUUCGUAUUCGUUAUUUUUUAAUGUCCAUUAGUAUUUUUUUUUUUAAAAAUUGUUUUUAACAUUCAAUCGCACAUAACUGCAGCACAUUUAAAAUGUGCCGCUAUAACAUUAAAAUUAAAUUCCAUUUUCUGUUUUUUUCCCUUCCGAGUACGUUUACCUAUAGUCGACUUUGUGGUUAAUGCGGUUCAGAAUUCGAAAGAAACAUCACAUUAAAAUACCUGUAUAUGUAUGAUUUUUUACACAAAGUGCGUGCACAUUCUUUGACGUGUAUACCUUUCCUUAUAUAUUAUAAGUGUUAGUUAUACACGAACUAUAAAUUAACUAAUUAGUUCGCAUUAGGGGAAUUAUAUAAUUCGACUCGCCAUUGGGUAUCGUUUUUAACUCACAGAAUUUGGCCAAUUGUCGUAAGUAUUAUAAUAAGUAAUAGCGUAUUAUGAUUUUGCCGUCAUGGUUUUUAGUACGGCAUUAUAUUGUUAACGUCGUCAUAGUUUCAGUUACUUAUUAGAACGUAUAAGUAAAUAAUAUUAUGUCUCCCGAAGUAAUAAUAAUUAGACACAAAUUAUUAUAUUGUAGAUCGUUUAUAAAUAAUUAUAAUUAUUAUUUGUUUUUCAAGUAGUUCAGUGAAAAACUAUAGGUAUAUAAUUAUCGGACGUAUAGUGAUUGAAAAUGUCAACUCCCCCCCCCCCGUACGUUUACUAAAAUACGCGUAAUUAUAAUAAUAAUAUUAUCAUUUUACUAUCGGGAUGUGACGUGGGCAUAUUUUCAGAUACCUACUAUUAAUAUUUGAAAAAUAGCCAAUAUUUCUAUUUAGACGAGAAAGAUAAUAAAUUAUGUAUUUCAACUAAGUGCUACAUACUUAAUGUAAUAUAUCUACUCUAAAGCUGAAGGAUAAUAUAAUUUUCAGUUAUCUGGAUAACAUAAUUAAAGAUUAAUAAUAUAUUAAAAUAAUUCAUAAAAAGAUAAACGAAAAUACUUUGCACGUGGGUGGGCUCAGUGACAUAUCAGGAGCUCAACCAAAGAGGGGGCAGUUUAAAAAUUGCAAUGUACACCAUAAAAUACCACAAGGGGCUUCUACGUCCAAAAAAAAAAGAAAAAAAAGGUGUUUAGGUAUAAACCAUAAUUAAUAAUAUACAAAACAAAAAAAUGUAUGUAUUCCGCGUUUUGCCCGGACAUUUCUGAGAUUUACACGAUUUCAGCGUUCACCCUUAACGGCCGUAACAUAAUAUACAUAAUAUGUAUAGUGUAUACUUUAUAUUAUAUUCAUAUCGAACAAUUCAAGGCAAUAUUAAUCUAGUUUUCUGUUACAAACCAAUCUAUGAUGACUACUAUUUGGACAUUCACAUUGAUAUCCCUAUAUAUAUUAUAGACAAAAAUUGCCCUAGUAUUAUAUCAUUAUCAUUGCCUUUUAGUAUUGCUGAUAAAAAUACCCAAGAAAUAAUAAAUAACAGGGUUAUAAAUACUAUAUUAUUUAAUUGUCUAUAGCCUAUAGCCGUGAUUGAAGAAUUACAGCCAAAAAAUUCCAAAGAGCGGAAGACCCCACAUCGCCAACCUCACCAAAAUAAGACACUAGAUGGGCUACUGUUAUUAGUGAAAAGUUAGGAAGGUAGAGGGGAAAUUUAAUGUAUAUCUGUACGCAAUGAUUAAUCAUUGUUAACGAAAAACGAUUCUGAGCGGAAUUCGGUUACAUAUAUUUUAAAAAGCCAUAUUUACGAUUUGAAAAUAAUACAUUUCGUACAUUUUUCUGGUUUUUCACUAUUUCUACCCCAAUGUGAUCUCAAAUAAUUUGUCAAUAAAUUCUCGUGUAAUAAGAUAGAAUAAAUAAAAUCCCGUAAUAAAUUAACUUAUUAAUUUUAGACAGUAAUGGAAAUUAUAUUUUUAGUAUAUUUUUAAUACUCGUAUGUUUUUAUUGAUUUUAAUUUCUAAAAUAAUUUAUACUACUACUUGGUUUCUGUGAAUAGUCUUUCACGUUUUUCCAUCCUGUUUAUCUCAAUAUACCUUAAUUCACCAUCAACACAUUUAAAACUGUUAAAGAUUAUAUUAAGAUACACUAUAUCUUAAUUCUUGAUUUUAUUUAUUACAAUUUAUGUAAGUAAUUAUAAUAUAAAUAACAAAUAAUUCUGUAAACUUUAAUUCCACAAAACCCAUAUAUAUCAUUAAAUUUUCAUUCUUUCAUUAUCUGUGAGUGAGAUCUUCUGUUAUUAUAUCAUAAAAUACUUUUUUAUAUGAAUCGAAAUUGAUUUCAUUUUGUAAUAAUAAUUGUUAAUUGUAUUUAAUUUACUUAAAUUCGUAUACAUAAUAUUUACGACUGCUUCACUAUAUCGAAAUGUUGACUUGAAAAUUAUCUGUUAUUAGGAUAUUUAUUAUAUAACAAUUUGUAACCUCAAUAAAUUUGAAACUGUUAGUGGAACAUCAGAAAAUCAGUUUUUCUAGAGCGGUUUGUUAAAAAACUUCUACCAACGUCAAUAGGAUCUAAACAUUUUUAAAACUAAUAAAAAAAAGAGCUGAUCUUGGGGACGGGUGUGUCACUCUUAUAGGUGGAAAGUUGAGAAAGUUGGAUACAUAAAGUUAUAUUUAUAUAACUUAUAUAAGUAUAAUUUUAUCCGUAGAGUACCUACCUACCAAAUAUAAAUUACGUGAAAAAUUCGCAAAACUAAAAUGUCUAUAAAUAGUUUAAAAAUGACCCAAAAUAUGGUUUUAAAAAUUUUAGCGCAUCUAGAAAAGUCAAAUAUAAAGUUUCUGUCUAAAAUUUCAAGUUUCUAAGAAUAUUAUUAUCUGAAUUAUAAUAAAAACAAAAUUGAAAAUAAUACAUUUCGUAAAUUUUCCCGCUUUCCUACGUUUUUUCCAAUUGUUAUGUAAACUCAUCAACUAGAUUAAAAAUUUAACAAAAAGUUUUCUUAUCAUUUUUCGAUCGAAGAAAUUUUUCAGUUCGAAUAUUUUUUAACAGACAAAAAAAAAAACAACUUCGAAGUAAAACCAGUAGAUCCUUCUUUCCACUUCGAAUUUAAACUAUAAUGCCAAUAUAAUAUUAAAAUAUUUAUUUUUUAUUGUUGUAGGUGUGCUCACUAAUAUGGACUCAAAGGUGUUAUUUUUUUUUACAGAUUUAGUGUACCCGAAUGGUGUAUUUGUUUAUACCCAAACGUGUUGCAUUUAAGGUUUAUAAUGUAAUAAUUUUUUUAUGGUUACAAAUUGUUGCAAAAUAUAAGAUAACAUAAGACAGGAAGUCGAGAUUUUCAUUAUUUAUAGGCAGUGGUACUUGAAAUACAUUACGCGCCAUGUGGACAAUAUGUAGUGUAGGAGUCACACUGUGGCAUCCACACUUGAAUAAUUGUUUUUCUAGCAUUUUAGAGCGAUUACAUAUAUUUUUUGAUCAUUACAAGGUAUUGCAUAUGCAAUAUGCAUUUUUAAAUAAUAACAUAAUAUAAAAGUAGUCACAAGAUGACAUUUUGACACGGCGGUGUUUGCAGGGUGACGGACCUGCUGUGAAACCUGUUUGAGAAAACGGGAAUUAUUUAAAGAGAUUAUUCAUACAUACAUAAGAAUGUGGACAUAGACAUUAAUUGUAAAUAUUUUGAAAAUUAUUGUUUAUCUAGAAAGUAUGGUACGACGGAAACUACAGCAGCAUGUAUACCAAGCCAGGGAUACGUCGUCAAAAGGUAGUCGCGUGAUAGUCUGUUGUUUCCGAUUCGGAUUGCCGCUAUCGUCGUCGUAAUGGUUCGCAUAUACGUGUCCGUUUGGAUCGUGGCGUGGGCGUCCAGUGUAGUUGCGUCGGCGAUUAUCGGUGGUGGUGGCGCUAAGGUAAUGAAAUGCUGUCCUAGAGAUAUGAUACUGAAAACUGACAUAAGCUCAUGUGUGGACUACGUGGAGGACAAUAAGAGCCAACACGAUUCGUUUGACGUCGGCGACGGUACCGGCCGCGAUAUCACUUCUGCGACAUUAGACGAAGAACUCAUACUGCCAGUGUCCAACGACAGCACAGGCAGCUCCAUACCCUGGUAGGUUACGUAUAGAUGCCACAAUAUUUUUGGUUUUUUAAAAUUAAUAUUUACUUUCCAGUAUUCGCUGUAAGUUUCACAGGUUAGAUUACAAUUCCGUACGGAUUUUUUUCACUGUUACGAUUACGUAUGUUUCACGUGUCCCAAGUUGAUGCAACGCUGCCGCUGUUACUCAUUUACGUUUCGAGUACGAUUCCGUACGUUCAUUUUUUACUACCGCGAUUGCCUACAGUUUAUGGCGUCACGGCACCAGGGCACCACGUUGUAUCUAAAAGACAGAAUUGAAUUAUUACUCUACAUAUUAUUCGAUUUGCCUAAUUAAAAAUAAAAACUGAAAACCAGUUAAAAUUAAAUAUCAAACGUUGCUCAAUCAUAUAAUGAGUUUCCUCUAUUUCCUAUAAAAAUCAAUGAGUAAUAAAAUACUAUACACUAUCACAUACCAACAUUUUGAGAUAAAAUGGCGUAAAUGAUAAAUACACACAUGUCUGGUUUACGCGAUACUCCAAGUGCAUGCGUUUUUAUUUUUUGUGAAUUUAAUAAAUUGAAUGGAGAAUAAUUUAGUGAAAUUAUUAUAUCAGAAUAUGGGAAAGAGGUUUACACAAAUAUCAUUUUAUACGGAACCGAAAGCACGGUUUAAUUAAGUGGUUGUGCAUAGACAAAACAUGUUACGACAGAAUUUUGACCAAUGCCAAUAAAACACAUGCCAGCUUGGUAACUGGUGAGUAAAACUACGAACCGAACACAUUUCAGAAAAUUAAACGUCAGAUACUUCUCUCCGUGGUGCAAAAAACUUGUAUAACUAGGUAAUUGGUAUUAAAAAUAUAAGCAUGUUUUGUGUGUAAAAUGUUGAGGAUCCUGGUUUCGUAUGCGUUAACAACGUUGCAUUCAUUUUUGUGUGGAAUCGAACUACUUUAUGGGUCAGAUUGUGUAAUAAAUCUUUUUAUCAAACUCACGGAAUAGUACCUAAUACAAAAAGGUACAAACGUACAGAAUCAUAUAUUUACGUUAUAGUUUUUGUACUUUUAAUGUAUUCUAUUUUUUUGCCAAGUUCCAACAUCACACUGUCUGCACUUAUACACUACCUACUUGUGUAAUAUAUUAGUAUAAUCUACAUGUUACAAGUAUAGAUGACAAGUUUUUGCAAUCUGUACUUAUCGAUGAUAUGAAAAUCCUAUUAAUUUUAGGAUGCUCUUGACAAACUAUUCGACUCUUUUAGAAGUUAUAUUAAUAUUAAUGCAUUUAUUAUAAUAUAUCAAAAUUAUUACAUUUUGAAAAUAUUAAAACAGGUCAAAACCCAAUACAAUUUAUAACAAAUUAUUUAAUAAAUAAAUAAGAUUAUUAAAAAAAUAAUUAAAAUAUAAUAUAAACCAAUUCCUAAUUUACUUUAUCUUUAGAACUAGAGUGUAGCGAAGGAUCUAUUGGUUUAACUAUAAUUUUUUUUUCUGUUUAUGAACAACAUUUCUUCCAGAAAAUUUGCUCCCAAGUAGACUUUAGUACCUUACUUAGGCAAUUUUCUCUAGUUAGUGCACUAAGGAAGUCGUAUUUUAAUUUUCCAAGGGGUUUUCGAAAUAAUCGGGAAAGACCCUAAAGAAAAGUAUAAAGUAAAAGGGCAAAUAUUUAUUUACAGCACUCCGUGGCGUUACCGUUUUCAUUUUUAUGAUGUUAACACAAUGUUUUCUACCAGGAAUAAUACUCCAAAAAUGGCAAAAGAUCAACUUUGAUUCUUAUAAUAUUUCGCUACUGUUAAAGAAAGUAGUUUUUAGUUUUUAGAUUUUAAUCUAAAGUAGUCUUUUCAAUAAUUAAAAAAAAACUAAAAAAGACGAGGUAUACGAUUUUUUCCAAAUUAAGAUAUAACGAUUCCAUUAUUUUAAAUGUUUACGGCUUAUGUUAUGUACUAUAAACAUUGCUCCAGUAAAUAUAUAAAAGAGAUUUUUUAUGUUGAAUUUUUAAUUUAGUUCAUGAGUAAGUUAUUCGUAUUUUAUUUUGUCUAAUUUUUUUAGUAAUUAGGAAAAACUGAAAAAAAUGUAAAUUUAAAACUUACGGCGUUAAGAUUUCAUUAUUUUAAAUUUGUACGACUUAUGUUUUCUACCAUAAAUAUUGCUCCAAUAGUAAAACAACUAGUGGUCUAUUUUGUGGAAUUUUUAAUCUAAUUGGUGAGGAUGAAUGUCGUUUUUAUAUAAAUUGAGCAAAAUCGUAGAAACGAUGGGGAAAUAUACAAACAUACAUUUUUUAUUAUUUUAAAUUUUGUUUUUUUAAUGUAAUUUAGUUUAAAAUAUUCAUAAAGACUUAAAAUUUAGACAGAAAACUUACACUUUCAUUUUCUAGACUCAGUAAAAUAUUUGAUUCAUUUUUGAGCUAAUUUUAAUAGAUAUUUUAAUUUUGCGAUUUUUGUUCGUAAUUUGUAUUCAGUAAGAACUCUGUAGGUAAAAUUGUUAGAUAAAACAGAAAUCCCUGAAAAUAUAACAGGAGGUUCCUUAUGUUUCGCAAUUUGAGGUCAAAUUUUUUUUUGAACUCAAUGUAUUUUUUUUUUUUAAAUAUUAUCAAAAUUUGACGAAAAUGGUAAAUAUUACGACCUUUGAAAACAUGUGUAAUCGAACUUCGCUCUGAAUCGUUUUUCGGUAUAAAAAGGUCAUUUUGUAAUUUUCCCAGGGGUUUUUGAAAGAAUUGUGAAAAACCCGAAAAAAAAUUACAGGUAAAAUGGAAAAUAUUUACGUUACUCCGCAGCCUUACCGUUUGUUUUGAUUUCAUUGUGCUUACAAAAUAAACAACAAAAGACCUUUUUUGUUUUAUUUUAAAUCUAGUUCAUGAGUAUGUUAUUCAUUCAUUAAAUUUUCUAGUAGUUUUCGUAAUAAUUGAAAAAAUUAGGAAAAAAAAAAAUGUUAUCCAUUAUUUAAAAUUUGAAUGGCCUAUAUUUUCUACAAAAAAUAUUGCUCCAACAAGAUACAUUUGUUUGUUGAAUUUUUAAUCUAUAAAUCUUUAAAUAUGUAAAUCUUAUCAUUUAUUUAAUGACUCGAGGCAUUCAAACAACGUCAAUAUGUGGUACUGGCAGUAGGUUGAAUAGAUUCCUUGUUUUCAUUGAAAACAUUUAAAUUUAAAUAUUAAGGGUUACUGUUCUGGUCUCACAUCCAGCGUGUCUGGUCACUAAGUUUUAUGAGUGACGUGGCUGACUUGAUGAUAUCAUUAUUUGUGAAAACAUUAAUUUAUUGUUAUUUUAUUGUGGUGGUGGCACCAUAGUUGCACUGCCAUGACGACUACUUGUGAAAGAGGUUUAAAUCUUAACAUAUUUCAAAUUAUAUUUACUUUUGUGGUGUGUACAAUACAUAAUUAUCAACAAAUCCACAUUUUUGAGUUAAAAUAAUAAUUUUAAUACAUAAAAGAAGUUUAUUGAGCAAAAAAUUUGCUCAAUUAAGUUUAUUAUUUAGUCCAAUUCUGCAACAUAGAAGCAAGUUUUGAAGUGGCAAUGGUUACAAAAUCUGAUUUAACUACUUGACUGGUAGAUUGUAACGAUGUUUGUGAGUUAGCAGUAUCCAAUUGAAACUAAAAAGAAUACAUAUAUUAUAUGAUACAUGUUUUAAAAAUGUUAAAUUAUUAGUUUUUAAACUUACUAAUUCCCAUUCGUCUUCAGAAUCUUCGAGAGUAUUACAAAAUUUACUGUCAGUAUCUGGUGGUUCAAUUCUAAAAUUGGAAUAAAUAAAAUUAGGUUAAUUAGAUAUUUAUAAAAUAUAAAUAGUGAUUUUUUUUUGUUUGUAAAUAAACAUAGUUUAGAUAAACUAAAAUAUUAGAAAUAUAAUUCUUUUUUAAAUUUUACCUUCCUAGAUCACUAACAGAAGUGUCUAAAAGUAGCAUCACAUUUUUUAGUGUGUGAUCAGCAUGUAAUAAUUUGGGGUCAACAUUUUGUUUAAUACACAAAUUAAGGAUAUUUUUAUUUAAGAGGGAAACAGCUUUUGAAAAUUUGGUUUCAUUUAGUUCAUUACCGCAAAAAUCACUGGAAAUAAAUAAAAAUUAAAUAUAGGUCAUAUUUUAAUUAUUCAAUUUAAUUUUAUACAUUACAUAUAAUUUGGAUGUUUGGGUAAAUAAAUGUUUAGGAAAAAAUAAAGUUGCUUUAUAAACUGUGAUGUAUAUGUCAAGGACGCACCUAUUGUAUGUGCAAAAUUUGGUUCAGUAAUCUGUUGUUGAAAUACAUAAUCCCUAUUCUUAUUUGCAACAACUGGCACAGAAACAAAAAUGAAAAUAAUAUUAUAAUAUUGCAAUAGGUACAGGCUGUCCCACGAAGAUAUACCCCUUGAAUAUCUCCGGGGAUAAUACAGAUAAUAAAAUUAUGUUUCUUUUUUUAUAUUACUCACAGAAAUGAGGAGUACAAUUAUUUAUACAUAAAUUAACUUUUUUUCUCAUCAAAAAAAAUUACUUUUUAUUUUAUUAUUUUUGGAAAAUUGUAAGAUAACCAUUAUGUAAAGUUUAUUUUUCUGAAAAUUUUAAUGUAUAAUAUUGAUUAUUCAUCCAUUAUUCAUAUCAUACAUUUUUUAGUUUUUACGUAACAGCUGUUUUAAAUUCUAAUAAUCCGCUAAAAAAAACGGAUGUUAUCUAAAGAAUAACCUAACCAUAUUACCGGAAAACAUAGGUUUUCAUACGAAUUUAAAACGGCUGUUACUUAGAUACUAUUCAUCAGAUAUAAAUGCGUGAUACAUUAAAAUUUUUAAAAAAAUAAACUCUACAGAAUAACUGUCUUAACAUUUUCUGAAAAUAAUAAAAUAAAAAGUUAUUAAAAACAAAAAAUAAAUGUAAAUAGACAUAUUUGUAGUUCUCACCCCUGUAAUUAAUGUAAAAAAAAUAUAAUUUGAUUAUAUUUAUUAUCUCCGGAGUUAUUCAAGGGGUAUAUCUUCGUGAAACAGCUUAUACAUAGUUUAAGUUAAUAUAUUUAUUUUAAAUAUAUACUCCAUUCAGUAUAAGAAGAAUAAUCUCCAUUAGCGGGUAAAAUAGAUUCUACAAUCUGAUACCCUGUAAAUUCGGUUUGUUUAGAUCGAGUAUCACGUGUUUCUACCCAUUUACCACAAAUAUAGGUAAGUUGUGAAGCUUCGGUUAAGGCAUGAGUAAGGUUACUUGAACUAGUAACAGCAUUACAUGUUUCAUUCCUAAAUAACGAUAACAAUUUAUUAUUAAUAAAACACUUAUACAAAAUAGAAAUUAUGUUUUCAAAAAAAUCUAUGUAAACCAUUAGAUAAAUAUUAUUAACUUAUUAAAAAUUAUACAUAUUAUAUAUAAAUAUAAAUUAUAUAAAUACUGUACACAUUUCACUUACGACAAAAUAGCUGAUGAAUCGUGUACUUCAUUCAAAGUGAAAAUGUUACAACGUAAUUCUUUAAUUCUUGUUUGAAUGAGUUUUUUUAAAUUUGGUCUAAUAGCUGAAAGUUCGUUUAUUCGUUUGUUUAAAAUAGAUGAUUCUUUUUUAGCAAAUAUAUCUAUAUCUUCUACACUUUUUUUAAGCUGAACGGUUUUUGUUGUUUUUUCUUCUAUUUCUUUUUUUAAUUUGGCUAGACGACUUUUUUCUAAAAAAAAUAUAUAUAUUUCAUAUUAAUAAACCUAAAUGUAUUAUAGUACAGUUUGUUUCUAUUUCUAUAAAUCAUUUGGAAAUUCUUACUAUCUGUUAUACGCAUGUUUUUUUCAGAUACUGCAAGUUUUAGUAAUUUAAUUUUAUCUCGAAUUAUUGCAAUUUCAUUUUUCUGAAAAAUAAAUUAGCAAGUAUUUUACUCUGUACAACUAUAUUGGAUAGGUACCUAAUAAAUUGUAUUAGGUACCUAAUACAUAUCCAAUCAAUUUUUGUGAAUACUAAAAAUUUAUUAGAUAAUUUGUGUGGCUACCUUUAAAGCAGUGCAUUUUUUUUCAGGCAAAAACAUUUUUUCAACUUCGCAUUUUUGAAUUAUGGACGAUUUUGAAACAGUUUUCCAUUUUAUUUGUUUUUCGGAAAAUCUAUAAACGUAUAAAUAAAAUUCAUUAACGUUUAAUUCAAAUCAUAUUGCAUUGAAGAAAACUAUAAAUAUUUAAAUAUUUGGGCUGGUGCAACUAGUAAUUUCGACAUUCUGAAGAUUUCAAGAACUCAAUAAAUCCAAAGUAAAAGUUUCGGAGAGAAAAAAAAUGAACUCGUUAUUUGGGAAGUUGGAAGUAAACUAGGCUUGUAUGAGUUGUAUGAGAUUUCGAAUCCCCGAAGAUCUAGACUCCUCUAUUACAAAUCACCAGGAGCUGAAUUCAACAGUCAUACACAUAGGUACUUAUUAAAAGAAAUUUAUUUCAAAAUGAUCAAAUUAUUAAACCCAAUUACUCGUAUUACUAUUAAAAUAGUUAGAACUGUGUUAUUUUAUCACAAGUCGAACAAAAUAAAAUUUAUUCAUAGACAUACAAUUUUCACAAUAAGAGUAUAAUAUACAAACUAGUUCUUUAAAAUUGUAUAUGACAAUAAAUUUCGCUAUAAAAUAUUAAUCAUAUUUUUGGUUUGGAUAUACGUUAAUAUUGUUCGCGCGAAAAUUAUUCGUAUAUGAUCUAUAUGUUAGUCUACCAGUGACAAUAUUAAAUUAAAAUUGUAUCGAUAACUUUACAUUGUCAAUCUUUAUGUGGAUUAUCUAAUGAGUCAUGCGAUAGUAUCAAUAAUAUAGGUAGCUAAUACUAAUAUUCACAUAACACAAAUCCAUGCAACGUUUAAGCAAUUAACAUUCACCAGUAUUUUGUCAGUUUCAAUUAAUUUUUAAGUUUUGUUUUAUAUUAAAUUACAAAUGGCUUUGAAAUAUAUAAAAAGUGACCGGGAUUUAACAAGUAAAAAUUUAGCAGUAUGUUGCCGGUCAAAAUCCACCAAAAAAAAUGUAUCAUAAAAAUGUUAAAAUGUUAAAAAAAUGUUUGCAGAUUAUACCGUAAUAAUCUAUAAAAACCGUAUAACAAUUAACUACCUGGUGAUGUUGCUUAUGAUUUUCAAUUGUAAAUAUAAUGCGACAGAAAUACAAAUAGAAGAAAAAAUGUAAUUAUCUAUUAAUGAACGUAUACUAGCGAACUGCAUUGCCGGGGUUUUCAUUUAAUUGUAUUAUUUUUUUUUUUAAAUAUUUAUGUCACAUGACAAACUUUCAUCUGAAAUAGCUUAUAUUCUUUUUAUUAAUAAGCAUAGAUGAUUUUAUAUAAAUUCGUGGUUUUUAAUGGAUAAAUAAACAUUAACAUACAUAUUAAAGUUAAAAGUCCUUUUAUUGGUCGAACGUAUAUGAAUAGAUUUUGGAUACGUACAAACAUUUCUCUUAAAUAAUUAUAAUUUUUUUACGAACAAUUUAUUGUCGUAUUCGAAUAAUUCGAAUCAUCACGCGAAAAAUUUGACGUGAUAUUUAUAAGUAUAUAAUAUAUAUGUACAGGGUGUCCCACGAUGACCAGCCACUUGAAAUAACUUUUGCUCUAUUCAAUACUUUUGGCAUUUUUUUUUUUUUAAAAUAAUGAGUUUGUUUCUGCUCUAUAGUUUUUAUGUGAACAACAAAAAAUUCAAAAUAGCCAUUUUAUAAAAUAAAUUUUUAAAAAAUUGUUGGUAGUUGAAACUUUUAUUGUCUUUUAUUUUCUAUGAUUUUUUGAAAAGUUGAACAAUUUUCUUUUCAAUCAUAACAAUAUUAUUCUUCAGUAUAAAUAACCAUUAUUGAUUGAUUAAUAUUACCUAAUACCUAUAAUAUAUGAUAAUAUAACUGCAUUAUAUUAACUCACUUAAAAGAAAAUUAUUUUCAUGUGCCCUGACUAAAACACGGAUAUUGUAGUAGUAAAAAACUAUUGAAAUUGAUUGUAGUAUUGCACUAAAAAAUAUUAAAAACUACACUAAAAACGAAAAAUAUUUGUACAAAAAUAGAAAUAGUUGGUUUAAUGUUUGGCAUAUUUAUAAAACACUAACAGAACACGAUCACUCAAAAUUCACGGAGUGACUGAAGAACAGAUUAUAGCAAUCAAACAAUCACAUUUCACAAAUUAUUGAUAUACAUGGGAUUUUGAUCUUCUUUAAAAAAAUUAUAGUAAAAUUUUAAUUUUUUUAUUUUAAGUCUUCCUUCCCCUAAAAAAAAAAAUGUUCAUAUAUAAACUGUUGCGCAGAGGCAUAUUAAUUAUUAAAAAAAUAAAUACAUCAAAAUUAUUGGAUAAAACAAAAGUAAUUUCAAGUGGCAGAUCAUCGUGGGACAUUGUAUAUAUAUAUACAUAUAAUACCAGGUGAUCCAUUUAAGUGAGUACACUCAUUAUUUCGAAAAGAAUUAAAUAUUUUCGGAAUUUGUUUUCUAGAACAUUUAAGAAACAAGCCGCUCUACAAUUUUAUAUUUAUAUUAUUUUUUGUCACCCUUAUUUUCAGGAGUAAAACCAUUACCUAUUUUUGAUUUUCAAAUGGCAACGUAUAUUAAAAAGUUCAUAAAUAGAUGGAGUUUUAUUAGUUAAAAUAAAUUUUGGUAUUGCAAUUUUAGAUUUCUGUCAAGUCGUUGACGAGAUAUUCCACUUUUAAGUUUGGGUUGGAGAAGAGUAGUAGAGUUAUCAUUUGUAUGGCGGUAUAACAUGUGGAGUGUUAAUAAUGCACCACUACUCUCCUCCACCUCAAACUUAAAAGUGGAAUAUCUCGUCAAUGAGUCAAAGAAAAUUAAAAAUUUCAACACUAAAAUUUAUUUUAACAAAUACUACAUCUAUUAAAGGACUUUUUUUAAUAUAGGUUGCCAUUUGAAAAUUAAAAGUAGAUAAUGGUUUUACCCCCGAAAAUGAGGGUGACAAAAUAUAAUAUAAAUAUGAAAUUUUAGAGCAGCUUGUUUCUUAAAUGUUCUAGAAAACAAAUUCUGAAUAAAAUUAAUAGUUUCCGAGAUAAUGAGUUUACCCAUCUAAAUGGAUCACUCGGUAUAUGGAUAUGUGAAAAUUAGUUUGAAUCAUAUAGAUACUUAUUUUAAAUGAGUUUCAUAUUUAAUUAUUGAUUUAGGUUUUUUAGGUUUUGAGUGUAUUUUUAUUUGAGGGGUAAAUUAUAAAAUUGAAAAGUGGGGACCUAAAUUUUUAAAUGGGUAUUGCAUAGUGACCGUACCUAGCUAAUGGCACAUACAAUUUGGGAGACCCUACUUAUUAUAUCAUAUUAGUACUAUUAUUAUUAUUAUAUUGCUAACCUUCCCUUAUUAACGAUCCCCGACGUGUGACCAAAAUCUCCGUUAUCCACGCACGUUAUGCAGUGAAACGAUUUACGUAAUUUAUGACACAUUAAACAUUUCAUGGUUUGGUCGACCACUGACCAGGUGUCGUAGGACACCUCCGGAUCAAGUACUUUUGGUUGAGUGAAUCUGUUGUCCAUUGAAGGCGAUAUCCAGCUGUUGUUGAGAAUUGAAAACGGUUAACUCGGGACUGUAGUACUAGAAAACAUGAAAACGAGUGUCUUCUUGUUUUCGUGUUCUACGUACUACAUGCGAGCACUCACGCACACUUGUGGUGGUCCGUGGAACUACGCACUUAUUAUAUAUGUGUGUGGGUACGCGUGUACGCACACACACACGCACACACACGCACACAUAUGCACACACACACACACACUCAUAUUUUGAUGGAUAAUAAGUUACAGACUUGGGUAAAAUAUUUUUAAAAAGUAUUCAGAAAAAAUAUUCGAAUACAUUGAAAAACAUAAUUAAGAAUAAAUAUCUAUUCAAAUAGUUUACAACAAAAGUAUUUUCUAAAAUGUUCUGAAUACUUACUUAUUUGCCGUAAAAUUUACUUUACGAAAAAUUGUUUAACCGACGGCAAUUAAUUACCGAAGUGAAUAUGUUUUCACAUUUUAAAACAUUAAAAAAUACACAUUAAGAUUAGGUUUGGUUAGGUAAUCAUUUAAAAAAUGUAUUAUAUUUACCGUAUAGCUAUUAACUUUUAUGAUAUAAUUAAUUAAGAUUUUUUUUAAAUGGGAAAGAAGGAAUUUAGAUGAACUGAAUCAACAAUUAGAUUUAACUAUUGGUUUCAUUGGAACUUUUAAUAAACACCAAGAUUUGCUUUGACAACAUCAACCAUUUAUAUUGAAUGGUUCUGAUUAUAACAGAUCGCUUUAUAUUUGAAACCAUGCAUCUUCUCUGAUUUUUGUAAGUUGAUAGUGAACGUGAAUAAUUGGAAUUAUUGAAUAUAUUUCUAUCACCAUUACAUCUUAAGACAUUUUUAAUACAUAAAAAUGUACAAUAAUACACUUAUUUUAAUGAAUCAAAUAGGUAUAAGAGGUAAAAUUUUAAAAAAUCAAACAAUUAAAAACAUAUAAAUAGUACAAUUUAAUCUAUGAAAGAUGAAAGGUAAUACCGACAUCAUAGAAUAAUGGGGAUAGGUGCAGCCACUGUUCAAAAUAAUUUAAUGUUUACCCGUAAGCAACGAUAAACCAUUGCUUACGAAAAAAUGUUUCUGAGUGGAGUUCAGUUGAUAAUGAUGCUUUAUCAACAAAAUAUGCCAUUUUAUGGUAAAAUAAUUAAAUAGGCUUUAUAUAUUUUCUUUAAUAAUAUUUAUUUAAUGUUGUACCAGUUUCUAUUAAAAUAUAUAAUAUUUGAAUCUCCUACAUUGUGACUUAUGGUGUGUGUUUUCAGUUGGAUACCACCCGAAUUUAAAUUCCUGCGGGCUUCAAAUUUUUCGGAGACAUUUGAACCGGAAUACGAGUCGUUUGACGCCAAUGGUCAGAUACCGUGUGGCAUGAAUGACUUGGAAUCGAUUAUCGUCGACGAAGACAUGGCUGUGUUAGACAAUGGGCAGCUGCAGAUCAUGUAUCAAAAGGAUAAAGGAUUAAAUGACAUUUACCAGCAACUGACGUUCUCUCCCACCGAAUAUUGCAUUGACCGUGUGUCGCUGUCCGAAAACUUUACGUUCACCGACAAGAAGAAGAACAGACGCAGCGUGGCCGCUACGGUCAACACCAACGGUAUGACAACCAACGGGACAGUCGGCGUAGCAAAGGAGACCGACGAUGCUGUCAAUACGAUGGCUGCGAUAUUUAUGUACUCAUACGUGGCGCUGGUGUGCAGGCUGUGCUCAAAGAUUACGUGUGUGCCAAAGUGUUGUGGUAAGAGUUUCGUGCUCGAGUACAGGAAGAACAGAGAAAGCAUCACGGGAUGCCGGAAGUUGCAGAAUAACGUCAAAGCCGCUAUAAAUCUAAAAGCCGCCAACGGAACGGAAUUGAACCGUAAGUGUUUGGUUUCUAAAUAUGACUGUGUAUUUUACCCAAAAACAGUUCACAAAGCACAUUAAAUUCCCAUCCCGAAAAAUGAACAGCUCAAAAUGCACUUAAAAUUCCAAAAAACGGGCACCGAAAAUAUAAAUCAUAGAAAUAUUUAUAAUGUUUAAAAUCGUUUCAAAUUAAGCCAUACAAAAAAAUGUAUCAAUAUAAAUUACAACUUAAUAUAUCAUAUAAAAAUAAAUCCGAAAUAAUUCAAAGUAUAUAAUAAAAUGUGUUUAAAAAAGAAAAAAUAUCAAAAUAAAAGUAAACGAACAGAGUUCAAUAUUACAUAAUUCGUAUUUUUUGAUUUCUCCAGAAAUUUUCCUAAUAAAUAGAAAAAACAGAGGAAUAACGAGAAAAUAUACGUAAAAAAUUAACGCAAAUUAAUAAUAAUAUUUUAUCAUGUCAAUUAAUAUUACAUUGAAAUGUUCCGAACGUUUUUAUUUAUAUAUAAUUUACUAAUUUAAAAAAAAAAAUUGUUAUCUUAAUUCUUUAGAAGUUCAAUAAGUUUAUUGAUCCAUAGCUGUACUACUAAUUAGAAAAAAAAAUUAAUCUGAGUAAAGUUGAACCUGUUUUGAAAUGCCGUGAUUUGUACGAUUUAACUUAUUUCGCCUGUAAACUAUAACCAUGAAGCUCGAAAUUUUUUACCAUUAUGCACAUUGUUAUAAAUUAUGUUGAAUCUCGUGUUAACGUUUUGAAUAGUUUUACUGCACAAAAAUAAUUGUAUCACACAUAAAACCAAAAGAAAUCUAAAAAAACUUCAACAAUUUCAAAUGGCUAUCAAAUAAAUCAAAAAUAGCUAGAUUGUGUUUAAAAUUAUACCACCUACAGAAAUGACAAAAAUGACGGCAAAUAACGGUUUCAAUAAUUUCUAUAGUAAUCUAAGUUAUUAUAUAGUAGUUAUCUUACAGCCGUAAGCAAUCUAAUUUAUUAUUUAUAUCUGUGAUAUAUAUCAGAUAAUCGGUGGGGAAUAAAAGUGACGGUCUGGCCGAUAACAAAAUUCAAAGAUAUGAUGUAAAGAAAUAUAGUUGUCUUUCCUGCGUGAUUAUCUAUGUGACGGCAAACUCGUGCCUCAAAUUCGGAAAAAAAAAUUUGGUUUAUUUUCGUUUUUUUUUCUUUUCGUUUUUUUCCUGCUACAAUGCGUUCAUAGCUUUUCGAAAACGAUAAAUUUCGCUAUAAUGGCAUAGUUAGUCGAGUCCAGUCUACCAGAAAAAAAAAAUGAGUUUCCCUAACCUACUCGGAUUUAUAAAAUUUGAUUUUUGUCAAAUGAAGUAAAAUUCCCGAUCUCGCUAUCUUUAAGAAAAUAAAAAUAUCAAAUGGUCUCAAAUUUUGAUUACAAAGUAACAUUCAUCUUAAGAUCUUUCAAAUCGAAGUGUGCACAAAAUUAACAUCAAGCUAUAUGAUAUAACGUAAUUUAACAUAAUAAUAUAAUAACAUAUUAAUAUAAUAACAUAGUAAUAUAAUAUAACAUUGUUGAGGUGGUCGGUCGUCAACGUGCAACGGUUUGAGAAUACAGCUGUUUUCAGGUUAAUAAUCUGGUCAACAAUUCGGCAACUGUUCACAAUGCGUCCCUACAGUGUAGAGUUAACACGACGUUGGCGAUGGUGGGGGCGGUGGUGGUGGUGAUCGUGCAGUCGUCGGUCGAUAAUAUAAAACGAUUUAUUUUUCUCCCCCGAUACGAUCGAACGCAUGUUUGUCGGCAUAUAUCGAAGGGACGAGAAAUACAAAAGACAGAAAUAAUGCGACGUUGCUAUUGACAAAAUAAUAACGACGCAUUAACGAUAAAAUCAAUGCCGAAAAAAAAACCGUGCGCUGUUAGUUUCGGCAUUAUUGUAUUCUUAGUGUAUUGUGUAUACCAUAUAGAUGUAUUUUGGUGAAAAGGACGGUUGUCGUGUAUUGGUUAAAAAUACAUAUAUAGGUAUAAUCGCAUUUUACGAUGCGCGGCUGUUUUACGCUGUAACGUUAUACCAUAAACUGUACAAAAAAAAAAAAAAGAAAAACUAUUGAAAUUUAGAAACUUAUAACGUAAUAUAGAGAAUGAUAAUCGAAAAAAUAAAAUAUCACAAAAUCCGAAAAAUAUAAAUAUAAAUAAAAUUUAUAAUUUUUCAAUCGAGAACUGUAAAUUUAAAUUUGAGUUAAAAGUUAAGUAAAACUAUUGUUAAUUGAAAUAUUGUAAUAUUAUUAAUUAUUUAAUUAUUAUGAAUAAUAACAAUAAUAUUAUUAACUAUAUAUUUCUAACCUUUAAUGUUAUUAAUCGGGUAUUUUUUUUUUUUUUUUAUGUAAAGCAUUUAAACGAGUUUUUUGUUUACUAAGUUUCGUUAAUAGCGACGUGCGACGAUUCGUUUGCAAAUUAAUAAUUUUUUUUUUUUUUAUUUCGGACAUUGAUAAGUUUUUCUGUUAUAAUUUCUCACUCGCUCACUGAUUGCUGAUUUCUCACUGAUGCUUUCUGCAGCUGUAAUAUUAAUAACGAAUUGUGCACAGGCCAGGAUUAUUAUUUCACCGGCAUGAAGCCGCCGGACUGCGGUUCCCGGAGUUGGUACAUGCUGAACAAGACCGGUCCGGAUGCUAUCGGUUACGGGUUGUUACCGGACGGCCGAAUGCACGUGGACAACGGCGUGGUGCCCAUCGAGCGAGACGAGUAUUGCGUGGACGCCGUAAACGUGGUGCAGCCCGCAGGCAAUGCGACGCCGGCCCGACCGCCAUCCGUGUACUCUGACGUAUUGGUCGUGUGCCGUGUAAACAUCGCGUCCAAUAUCACCGGCGGAUCGCUUGAGUUUCGCGAAAUAUUGUACGGCGCAUACUUCGUGGUGGGCGCCUUGUUCCUGGCCGCCACGCUGCUUAUAUACGUCGUGCUUCCCGAGCUUCGAGUCACCGUUCACUCGGGCAAUCUAAUUGCGCACACCGCGUGCCUGUUUGUGUCGUACGCCACCCUGGCCGCCACCACACUCGUUCGUGACGUGUUCAAUUACUACGCCUGCGUCGUCGCCGGUAAUUGUUGUGAAAUAAAUAAUAUUAUCUUACGGUAAUAUAAUAUAGAUAAGCGAAAUUACAGUUUUUCUCUAGAAGGAACCAAACUUAUAUCGAAAACUGAAUCGGAUAGUUAUUUAAUAAUUUUGAAUUUGGAGCGUAAAGAGGGACCUAUUGGUUUUACUAUUAUGUGUGAUUUUUUUUUUUCUAUCCAUAAACAACUUUAUAAAAAUUAAUCUUGUUUCAGUGUAUCAGAGUAAAGUACCUUUUUCAAAAGAAGUUUUGUCUAAUUGGUGCAUUAAAACGUCAUUUUUUGAUUUUCCAAGUGGUUUUUCAAAACAAUUAAAAAAAAUCCGAAAGAAUAUUAUAGAUGAAACAGCAAAUAUUUACGGCACACCACUGCGUGUCCGAUUUAAUAGUUUUUAAUUUUUGCAACCUCAUGUUUUCUAUUAAAAAAUAUUGCUCCAAUAGAUAAACGACAACAGAUCUUUUUUGUUGCAAUUUUAAUCUUAUUCGUGAGUGAGUUUUUUGUUUUUUGAUUUUCUCAUCAAAUGAGAAAAACUAGAAAAAAAAUUGAAGUAAAACGAAAAAAUGUUCGUAAUUUAUAAGUAAAAUAUUACGGUCUUUUUUUUCAAUGGACAACUUUUCUACCAGCAAUUAGAUUCUAAUUUUAUAUGAUAGCACAUUUUCUAAAAGGAAAUCUGACUGGGGAGAUACUCUUUAGGGAAGUCGUUUUUCGAUUUUCCUAGCUGUUCUUUCAUAAUAAAUGGAAAAAAGUAGGAAAAACGGGAAAAUGGGAACAAUAUUAAACAAAUAUUAUUAAAGAAAUGAUGUAGUUAUUUUACCAUAAUAUAACAUAUAUACUAGGUGUGGCUAUUAAACAACGAGACUACUCGCCUAGAGAGCGCCCUAGAUGGGUAGUGAAAAAAAAGAGUAAUGCGUUGGAUAUCUAGAUAUCUUAUCUAUGCACGUACCAAAACACGUUUUCGUCACUGUUAUAGUAUUUGUGCAGUAGUGGUUUAAAACGAACGUGUUUUUUUCUCGUGCCGAAAACCAUGUGUGACGAAAAACAUGAGCAACGGAUAAACGUAAAAUUUUCUCGUUAAACUAAAAAAAACUCCAACUGAGUGCUAUAAGUUGUUAAAAGAGUCCUAUAGUGAGGAUUUCCUAUCUCGGACGCGUGUUUUUGAGUGACAUAAAUUAUUUUCUGAAGGUCGAGAAUGCACCGGAAUCCAAUUCAGUCGUAAUCCAAAUUCAAAACCGUUUUCUUCGAUAUCAACGGCAUNAGUACUCGAACACGCGUCUUACUCACCCGACUUGGCACCCUGCGACUUUUACUUGUUUCCGAAGAUAAAGUCUGCCUUAAAAGGAAUCCGGUUUGAGUCGAUGGAAGAGGUGAAACAAAAAUCGGUGGAAUUCCUGAAUGGUCUUACGAAAACAGACUUCCAGCACUGCCUUGAGCAAUGGAAGAAACGAAUGAAACGGUGUGUGAAGAGGGGAGGAGAGUAUAUUGAAGGGGAACAUGUGGUUGUAGAAUAAUUUUUAAAAUAAAACCAUUUUUCAUAAGCAGUUUCGUUAUUUAAUAGCCACACCUCGUAUUGUUGACAAAGGAACAUUAUUAACUGAACUCCGCUCAGAAUCGUCUUUUCAUCGACCGUGCAGGCUUCUAUUUAUCUAACUAUUAUAUAACGAUUCGUUUUUUUUUUUUAGUUGUAUAAUUAUAAAUGUAUAACAUUAAAAUAAAAAUAGCUGUUAUCAAAGUAGUUUUUUAAAUUAGGCAUUUUUUUUCUUUAAUUUAUUAUUUCUAAUCUCCAUGUAUAUUAUUUAUUAUUAUAAAAUUGUUAUUUACACCGAAUCGUAAUUAGUAUACGAAUUUUAUUAGAAACUAUGGCUUUUGUAAUCAAGAGUUUAAUUAAGUUCAACUAUUAAUUUUUUUUUUAUCGUGGAUGGUAGAAAAUUAACAUACUUUUAUUAAAUUGCUUAUGAGCUUAUAUAGACAUUUUUUUAAAUGAUUCUCUUAUUUUAAUCAGGUAAAUAUAUUUGAUGAAUAUUUAGUUAUUGUUAUUUAUUUCAACACUCUUUUAUUAUUAUUAUUUUUUUUAUAAUAUCAUAUAUUAUAUCUAAAUCUUUUCAACAAAAAUAAGUAAAACAAACCCACCAUUAGCUAUAACAUAAGAAUAAUGUUACCAAUGCAUUUAUCAGAGUCUAAAUAAUAUACUCGAAGUACCUUAAUAAAAACAUAGAUAAUUUGUAUAACUACUGGAUUUUCUGGCUUUUAAGUAUAAGUUAUUCAGUAUACCAUAUUAUCAUUUUUAGAUUCCGAGCGUAGUGAGAAAGCUAUGUUUAUUUUUUUUUCUUUUAGUCUGUGGACACGUUUCUUCCAAGUAAACUUGCUCCAAUGUAUAAGUGUAACACUUUUUUAGAAAGUUCAAGUUGUCUUGAUUUUUAUUUUUUGAUUUUCAACGCCUUUUUAAAAAUAAAAUCACUUAGGUGGGAAAGAAUAUAGGAAAAUGUACAAUUUCACAAUUUCAUUUCAACGUGGACCACCUUUUCUACUAGAAAAAAUGAUUUAAUCGAAAAAUCACAAGAUACACUUUUUGUUUUUUUUUUUUGAUUUAAUUUCUUAAAACUUUUGAGUUUUUAAGGAAUAUUUUAAUUUUUAGACGUGGUUUUUUUUUUUGCUGUAAUUCGGUUAUAAAUACAUGUAGAGACUUAAAACUUGGUAGUAAUACUUAUAUUAGAAUUAUCUAGACGUGGUAAAAUUUCCAAAAUCAUUUAACGAUUUUUUUUUGUUAAUAAGCGUUUUGAAAUCAAAUUUAAAUGAAAAUCACAAAAAUUAUGUAUUACCGAACUGUGCUUAUAAUCAUCUUUCGUCAAGCAAUGGUUUAUCGUUGCUUACAGUUAUAAAUUAAAUAACCUUAUUUAUCUUACCUUCCCAACUUUUCACCUACAACAGUGGCUACUCCCAUCCUCAGUAUCAGCUCUUUUUAUUAUUGAAUUUAUGAACUAAUUACCGUUUUUUUUCAAUCUUUGAAGAUAUGCAAUAGGGUAUUAGGUCACAUAGGUUAUUUAUAUUCCACAUUAUUUACGAUUGGACCAAACGAAAUUCUAGUUAAAUUAAAGUUUUCAUAAAUUAUUUACCAAUUUUGGGAUUAAUAUUAUAAUAUUAUAAUAUGUUGGCUCAAAAAAUAGUUAAUGCAGAUAAUACCAAAACAAGAAAAAAAAAGAGCUAAUACUGGGACGGGUGUGGCUACUGUUGCAGGUGAGUAGCUGAGAAAGUAGAAUAUACAAAUAUAUUUAAAUUUAUUUAAAUUAUACCUAUAACCAAUGAUAAAUCAUUGCUAACGAAACACGAUUCAGAGCGUAGUUCGAUUGUAUAUGCUUUUGAGAGGCUGUUAUAUUUACAAUAUUCGAUAAAAUUUGAUUUAAAACACUUAUAAAAAAAAAAAAAAAAAAAACUAUAUACUACUGUUAAGUCUAACAAUUUUAUCAACCGAGUACCUAUCAAAUAAAAAUUAUGUAAAAAAUUCACAAAGUUUAAAUUUCUAUAAAUAGUUCAAAUAAAACUCAAAUGUUUUGAAAAUUUUACCACGCAUAGAAAAAGCAAAUAUAAGAUUUGUGUCAUUAAUUUCGUAAAUUUUCCCGUUGUCACUACAGUUAUACUCAAUUAUUAAAAAAAAAAAGACUUUCUUACUCAUCAACUAGAUUAAAAAUUUAACAAAAAAAGUGUCUUAUAGUUUUUUCUUUUGGAGCAAUAUUUAUGAGUUUUGAGGGACUAACCUCUUCAAAUUCUUUUAUUUACAUCAACGUUAUUAUAUUUUGUUUGUUUAGGUUUCGUCAUUCAAUUUUCAUUUCUCGCCGCGUUUUUCUGGCUUAACGUCAUGUGUGCAGAUAUCGCAUGGACAUUCAGGUCAGUAUAAAUGAUAUACCGAAAAAAACUGUAAUCCUAAUAUAUUAAUCAUUGAAUUAUUAUAUAAUUGCACAUUUCAGUGGAUUUCGGUUACUUUUAUACUCCAAUAAAAUCGAGAACGAGAAGAAGAAAUAUAUAAUUUACUCGGCGUACGCUUGGGGUUGUAGUAUCGGGAUCAGUUUACUCACUGCUCUCGCCGAAUUUACCAAGUUAUUCGGCGACCGGAAGUACAAACCGACAUUCGGCCAGAAAGAUUGUUGGUUUUCUAGUGAGUAAUUAUUUUUCGUAAUGUAACUAAAACAAAUUAUAGUAGAAUUGCGGUGUGAUUUUUGUUUGUUUGUUUCAUUUACAAAUGCGAAUACAAUAAAUUAUGUAUGUGUAUAUUUUGAAACAAUAUAUCAUGAUAUUUCGUGGGUGGUCAUGAAAAAGGCAUUAAGUUACUGUUCAUAAAUUAUGAAAAAUUAGUUUUUACACCAAAAAAAAAAAAGACAAAAAUCAACGUUUUUCGUGUAACAUAAUAUAUUAAGUCAAUUUUUCCAAUAUUGAACGUGUUAUUUCAAUGUGCGUUUUAGAUAAGUUAUUAUUAUGUGUUUUACGUUAUGUGGUAUGCUGCCAUGAUUAUAAUGCAUCUUUCAAAUGCGCAGAGUAAACAAUUUUGAAACAUUGACUUAACACCUUUCUCACAGGCCUCCCUUAUUUUAAUCGAUUCCUUUUUUUUCUGCUAGAUAAAUUAUCAGUCGGCGUAUUUUUUUAUCUACCCAUUGGGUUACUUCUGUUGACCAACUUUAUACUGUUCCUGUUCACCGCCUUUAGAAUAGUUUUCAUCCGGAGAGACACGUCCAAAGUAUUGAAUCGCCAGACCAAUCAAAAUAACAUGAGGUAAGUUUAAACAUUUUUAACACAUUAUUUAAUUUAAUUCUUAUUAAAGUAUAGGUUAUAUACUUACCACGGUCGGUCGGAAUUUUUUUAUAGAUCAAUAAAUAUUUAUUUAUUUGUAUAGUUUUUAUAUCUUGCAGGUACUGGUAUAUGUGUAUAUCGAAUACGGAUUUAAGGCGCAUCUAGUUAAAUAUAUUAUUUAAGAAUAUCAUACUUAAAAUUAUGAUAACAGUCGUAUUAAAAUAAAUGGGAGCGGCCUGUUUCGCCCAAAAUUAACCUUCCUCGUUUCGCCCAGAUAUCUGUUUUGACCAAAGCCAAUUUAGUUGUUUUAAAAUUAAGUCGGCUAUGAUUUUUAAAUAAUCUAAUUUGUAUAAUAUAUCAUGUAUAUAUUAUUAACCAAAAAAGAAACCGCCAAAGUAUCCUAUCGCUUUACUCAAGUUUUAAUGGUUGAAUGUCCAACUGACGAAAAAUUACUUAAAUAUUGUGAUUAUUUAGUGGACAACUAUAUUUCUGAGGAUAGUGUUCUUAGUCCAACAUUAUGAGCAUGCAAUUCAGCAAGCAUACAGCUCAUAACAAAUGCGUGUGAAUCGAAAAACAGUCGUCCGAAUAACGAUAAAUAUCGAAUAGGUUAGAUACUUAACUAUGCGUACUUUUUUGUUAUGGAAUUCGUUAAAAUGUAUAUUAUAAUGGGUUCUUCGGCUAUUAAAUUGUACCGACCCUCAGUGCAUCGAUAAAUGUGUUUUCACGGUUGCAUCGGCGCCACUAUAUUGUCCGUCUAUGAUGAAUUUUAUAAAAUACAUAUAAACCAACAAGUGUAAAAAAAAAAAAAAAAUACCUAUAUUUGUGAUAAUAUUACUGUAGUAAGAUUUAUUGUUCGGUAUUUUAAGACAGAUAAGUCUCAUAUACAGACAGUUAAUAAAUAUAAUAAUAUGGAUUGAUAUUUACACAUGUUUUGAACAGGAAAUCCACGUGGGUACCUAUUUAAUUUAAACUACAAGUUUUUAUGUAUUGGGUUUACUAUGAUGUGGCGAUAUGUGCGAUUAUUAUUAUUAUUUUUAUUUUUUAUGAUUAGAUGGUCUUAAUUGAAAUUGGCAAAGUCCACAUGUCACGCUUGAUUACUUCUAUAUAUACUGCCUAUCCUGGACGAAAAAUCCGGGGACAAAAGGUCUAAGGAAAAAAAAUUAGACAACAAGUCCGAGCUCAUUUUUUCUAUUGAUGGACAAAAAGUCCGAGCACAUUUUUACAUUCUAUAAUAAUAAUAAUAUUAAUAAUUUAAAACAAUUAAAUUUUAAAAAAUAGUCAAUAAUGUGCUGAUAAUGGGCAUCGCGAGCGGCCACUGUUGUAGGUGAGAAGUUGAGAAGGUAGAUACACAAGGUUAUUUCAUUUAUAUCUGUAGGCAAGAAUAAACCAUUGUUUGACGAAAGACGAUUCUGAGCGCAGUUCGGUAAUACAUAAUUUAAAGUGCCGUAUUUUUUGUUGCGAUUUUCGUAUAAAUUUGAUUUCAAAACGCCUUUAAAAAAAAAAAGUUAUUCAAUGAUUUUGGAAAUUUCAGAUACUAUAAAUUAUAAGUUAACAGUCCAAUGUUAAAUUUUAAAUGUUACAAUACAAUAUUAUUAAUUUUAGCAACGUAUUAAGUUUUAAAUUGUUAUAACUAUUAUUACUAAUUAAAAAUUAAAAAUAUUUAAAAUGAGUCUUAAUUGUUUUCUAUAAAUAAAAGUAAAACAAUUUAAAGAUUUUACUUUUAAAACUAACUGUUUAAAUUUACGCCCAUUCCCACCAAACACCUUUCAAAAUUGAAUUUUUUGUUACUUUCGUAUAUUCUCUCAUCCACCCAAAAAUAAAUCCUAGUUGCACCAAUGAUAACUGAUAACAAAUAAAUGCAAUUUUACAGUCGUGUAAUAAAUUCAAAUAAUAUGAUAAUAUACCUAUUAUUAUUACUAGACGUUUUCAUAUACUCUUUAUAUAACAGAUAACAAACUAGAUUUCAACAUUUAGCGGGAUGCGCAUUGAAUAAUCGGUACUGCCCCACCUAUAUCGAGACGUCUGUUCACACUAUGUAUUAGUAUAUUCAUUUAUUUUAAGUACCUAAUGGAUUUUUUUUAACGUGAGGAAAUCGUCGUUUAGAAUAUCUCGAUAUUUCGUUGUCAUCUACGUAUUAAAAGUAAAGAUAAUCACCAAAUGAAAAUAUUAUCAAAAACAUUAAAACAACAACAAUUAUUUUAAAUGUUACGACAUACUAGUGACAUAACACGUGAGAUAUUGCUUUUCUCGUGUAUAAUGUCUAUAUACCUAUAAACAUUUUUGAAGUUGACAUACAAGAAACACAAAGAUCAAAUAUUAACAAUUAACAGUGGCGUACAUUCUGUUUAAGUAUCUAUUAAAAUGCGAUAAGUUUUAGAAGACGAAAUAGUUUUUAUGACGUCAAUCGCGAACAUUAUGGAAUUUAAUACUGAUGGGUACUAAUAAUCAAAAAGUAAACUCGUGAGAGAGCAACACAUUUAUCGGGUCAUUAUCGAAUAAUACCUAUAGGUACUUAGGUAAGUACAAGUCCGAAACAACGAUUAUACUAAUAAGAACACGAAUGCAUAUUAUUUGAAUGCCCUACAAACUAUAAAAAAAAAUCUCUCUAAGUUCUACAGUCCAAAAAAUAAUCCAAACAUGUCUUUCUAUCGCAAUAAUGCCUUUGAAAAAAACGUAAAAAUACAAACUAAAGUCCCACUAUAGGUACUACAUAAUAUCUAUCUAAAUAUGUACAUAUAUAAGCGUAAAAUAAGAAUCUUUGUUGCCAAAUUGACUCAAUCGAUAGUUGAGUUUUUUCUUUUUUUUCUAAAUGAAAGAGCACACUGCAAGGAAGGUUUUAAGCAUAAUUUUAAGUCUCUAAGUUAACAAACAAACGAGCUAUUAAUUUUAUAAAUAAUCGUCAAAUAUGCUAGAACUGUGCCGCUAUUUAAAUAUUUUAAAAGUACAGCACAUUGGCAUUUACGGUAUAUUUCUGCUUAUAAAACAUGACCAUGAUAUUUUUGCAUAGUUUUAUUAAAUUUUAGAAUCUGAGCGAUACGAGGAAUGCAUAGUUUUUACAGUAUUUAAAUAUUUUAGAUUCUGAGUGCAGCGAAUUUACAGUUUUACAGUUAUAAUUAUUUUUAUUUAUUUUUUUUAUCUGUAAGCAACGAUAAACCAUUGCCAUCGAAAAAACUAUUCUGAUAGUGAUGCUUUGUCAACAAUAUAUGUAUGUCAUAUUUUGGUAAAAUAAUUAAAUGGGCAUUAUAUAUUAUUUUUAAUUAUAUUUGUUUAAUAUUGUAUCUAUUUUCCCGUUUUCCUGCGUUUUUCCAGGUUUUCCAAUAUUUUUUCCCGGAUUAUCACAUUUGCUAAAAAAACUCUUGAAAAUUCGAAAAAUGACCUCCCUAAAAUACCGUCUUAGUCAGAUUUACUUCCAGUAAAAGCGCUAUCAUUGUAAAUCUGAGCGAAAUCGCUAGUAGAAAAGUUGUACACAGAAAAAAAUGGCCAUAAUAUUUAUUUACUAAUUCCUAUAUUUUGUACAUUUUCCGUUUUUCUGACAUUUUAUCUCGGUUUUUUCCAGUUAAUAUUAAAACCAGUUGAAAAAUCACAAAAAUAACCUCCCUAAAGCUACACUUGAUACAUGGAGUAUGAUUUCUGGUAGAAAAGUUUGUACAACAAAUCAAUGGGUAUUUUUCAAAUAAAAUCGCCCGAGCGAGCGAUAGUUAGUUCUUCAGGUACACUUAAAACGUUUUUUCCCUAUUUAGGUAAAAGGGGAAAAAAAGUGUAAAAAAUGUCUCUUCCAACAACGAGUUACUCAAACAAUUUUCAUCAAAAUGUAGUAUCAAAAUUUCUUUACAAAAACAAAUAUAACAUUAAACACAAUUUUUUUUUUUACCACAAGUAAGUCUUACAAUUUUACCACAGAGCACCUACUGAAUAAAAAGUAUAUACAAAAUUCGCAAAAUUAAAAUGUCUAUAAAUAGCUCAAAAAUGGCAUUUUUUUUUUAAAUUGUACCACCUCUAGAAAAGCACAAAUAAGUUUUCUGUCAAAAUCUCAGAUUUCUACGAAUAUUUUUGAACGAAUUACAACAAAUAACAAAAUUUAUAAAAUUAUAAAAGCAUUCAUUUCGUACAUUUUCCGUUUUUCUUAUGUUUUAAGCUGGUUUUUCUAUAUAUUAAGUUAACCGCUUGAAAAAUCAAAAAAUGACCUACAAAAAGUACCAUCUGGACAACAUUCCCUUUCAGAAAUGGUGCCUUUAUCGUUUAUAGCAAAUACCUUUGGCACUAAGAUGAAAAUGACAGAGGCAUAGUUAUCUCGAAAUAACUUUUAUGAGUACACUAAACUCAUACUUUAAUAUAAUUUAAUUAUAAUUAAAAUAACUAAUUAAAUAAUUUCUUUAUUAUUUUAAUUAAAAUACAUUUUACGAGUGAAAGACGGACGAAGACAAUUUUAGUGGUACUAGUAAUCGAACUUUUUAAAUAUUCACACCAUCUAAAACCAACAAAAAUAUAUUUCUAGUGUAACGUAUACAAUUGUUUCAAUGUAUCCAAAUGUAUAAAUAAUUGAAUGAAUGAAUUUUAUUAAUUUAUCAUUCCAAUCUAUAUUAUAGAGUACAGAGAGACUUACAAAUAAUAUUCACAAGUAUUUGAAGUAGUAUACCUUAUUUAUAUUUUAAAUUGUAGAUUUGAAGACGAUCGGACAACACAAACGGAAGGCAAAAAAAAAAAAAACCAGGUUUUCAAAAAAAAAACGUUGUCACUACAAAUCGCUGGCGCGGCACUGUGAAGCCCUUUAUUGUCCUCGUUGUACGUUAAAUAUUUAAUAAUUUAUGAUUUUUCAAAAGGAAUCCGACGUUUUUAUAACCAUGAAAGGUUGGAGGGAAAAGAUGCCGCCUUCGACAACGUAUAUAUUAUAUAUAUUAUGCUUCCCGCUGAGCUGGUGACCCGUCCAAUUACUAUCGAAAACGUGUCCCUAUGCGGCGUAAUAUAUUACUGUGUAUCCACCCUCUUCUAUUAAUUUCGUGGAAUUCACAAAUUCUUCGGGGGGGGUUCCUUAUCGUUUAAUAUCUUUUGAAAUUAAACAUAAUAUGUGCGCAUCAUGUGUGUUAGCGUCGUUCGAGUCAAGGCAGUAAUAAUAUAGUAGGUGCCCGCUAAACAGUCGUUGGGCAUCGAGACUUUAUAACAAAGUUAUCUGAGGGCCAACGAACACAAAGAAUCUAUUCAGUUAGUUCUAAAUUAAAUGUAGAAUUAACUUUAUUGAAAUGAUAACACAACAUAUUUUUCAGUUUCUCACUAUUUUUUCUUUUCAUAUACAUUUUGUUAUGCGUUAUCUAUUACUUCAUUAAAAAUGUUAGUUAAACAUUUGUACAACACGAAAAAUGUACUUUAGUAGAUAGGCAUGAGCAAUUAUGAUAAAACAAUUUUUGUUUGCAAUUGUGAUAGUGACCGAAUUAUCAUUAAAAAUAGGAAUUCUAUAUUAUAGAGCUACAGCAACGGUAAAUAUAUUAUUCAGGAAAGUUUAUGCAACAAUGCUUAACUUUAUGGACUUAUUUUAUCGAAUUACCUUUUAUCCAAUUUGUUUAAAAGUAGGUAACUUAAAUGAUUAGUUAUAUAAUACAUUGUAUUGUUCAAAUUUGCUUAUUAGGUCAAUUUGACCUUUAACACUUGACAGUGUCACGUAUUUAUAACUUAAUAUUAAACAAAUAUGUUUUUGUGUCUAUACACAGGUUAUCGCUGUACUUAAAGUUGUUCUGUCUGAUGGGCGUCACAUUCGUGUUCGAAGUGAUCUCGUGGGCUGUGACAGCGCCCCCUUACUAUUGGUACGUGACGGAUGCGGUAAACUCACUCCGCGGCGUGUUUGUGUUCUUCAUAUUCUGCUGGAAACGAUCUGUGCUCAAUUUGUUGCUAGCCCGGACGCCUAAAUCGACGCGUGACCGGUUCGUCCAGGCGUUCGGUAUUCGUGUGACACACCGAUACCCGAGCUUCUCGUCAGGGGGCCAGCUCAAUACUCAUUUUAGCGGUAGUGGAACCACUGCAAGUAUGAGAACACUCGGGUCGAUGGUGUCUACGCAUAACGUCUUAGGUGGCAGUGGCAGCGGUGGCGGCAGCAGCACCACUUCAUUUCAGCUUUCGCAAUUCGGUAGUAACACAUCGAUGGUCGCAUUAAGAAAAUUGUCAUCACCACGUUGGUGA